This is a messenger RNA of Podarcis lilfordi (Lilford's wall lizard), 49008 nucleotides long. Lineage: Eukaryota; Metazoa; Chordata; Lepidosauria; Squamata; Lacertidae. The record is from the annotation of a GenBank genome assembly.
CUCACUGGCCCACGUGGCAGGACGAUGUGGGAAAAGGGCAGCCUUCAGGUGACGAUGUAUCGCACCUUGGUCAGUAUCCAGGCACUUCCGAAAGCAAUUAAAAGUGCAUGCGCCGAGAAUGACGUAACAAGUUAAGGUACAGCGUGUAGGAAUGGUUGUAAACUCCACCCCCCUCCUGUGCAACAGCCACGUGAAGAAAAUUCAACUGGUGAAGUUAUUCCCCUCACUGCAACCCGAAGGCUGGGAAAGGCUUUACCAGCAGAAUGUUUUGUCCUGCAGCUGUUACCCAAGGAAGGCGGGCUGGGAUGUGUGUGGUGGAGGGGCGGGCAACUCUACGGGGCAGCAACCCGAGAAGGGUGUUUCUGUGGCCCUUCUUGCACGUCUAAGCUCGACGAGGCGUCCUGUAGCAUCCGAAAGCUUGCUCCCAACAUUUGAAAAAGCCCGUAUCCUAUCAGCGUGCUUCAAAGCAGCCAGCUCCUCACGAGCCCAGCGCUCGACCCGGCCUCCCUGCUGCGGCUCCGCCUUCGCCGCCCCUUCCCUCAGCCGGCCUCCCCUCGCUAAGAGCCGGAAGUGGACGCGCGGCAGCAACAGCCAUCCCAGCGCGGGGAGCGAAAGAGGCGGGGAAGCAGCAGCAGGAGGAGGAGAAGCGGGCUUGGAGUCGAGCUCGCCAGUAAGUUUCUCCGCGGCGGGGACGACGGGAAAUGGCUGCGGCGACGGCUGGUGCUUCGGGAUGGAGGCUCGCUGAGGUGAGGGCGAGUCUGCAAGGCUGCGAGGGGGAGGAGAAGGGAACGGGAGAGACCCCUCGGGGAGCGUUUGCUGCAGGCGAAACGCGGCUCCCAGGGGGCGCAUCCCCGCGCUCAGCCUCUCUGGGCCGCCUUCUUCCUCGCCGUUGAGGCCGCGCUUCCUCGCUCGGUCCCCGAAAACCCCAAGGCAUACUCAACCCCAAGGCGCCCGCCGAGGGGCUUCUUCGCUAACUCCCCUUGAGGAGGAGGAGGAAUGAAUUAGGGGGGCUGGUCUGCUUGGGUCGUCUGGCGCCCGAGGCCAGCCAAUUAAGGUGGCGCCGAGGAGGAGCUGUCUGCGUGUGGCUCCACUUCGGAGUAAGGAGACGCUGGAGCAGAUAAGGAGGCCUCCUCCAUGCUGCCUUGCGAGAAAUAGGGCAGCCGAGGAAUAGUCUCUCGCUUUCCCACUCCUCCCACCCACCCCCUCGCCUUCGCGGCCUUGCAGAGCAGUUGUUUUGUUUGGGGGUUUUUUGGCACACGCAGAUGACUGCGUCUUCCCGCUAAUAGUAUUGCGUCGAGAGACGGAGAACAAGCUGUAGUUUUGACUCACCGAAACAAAUUCCCACGGGUUUGGUUUGUGGGGGGCCUAAUAAAUUGCGGCUUGAGCAUCCUUGGGCAGGUUGGCACGCAACCGGGAGACAUACGAUUGCUCGCACUCCAGCGUGUGUUGACAGUAGUUGCAAAUGCUGCUGGUGUAUCACCGGUGUCCAUGUGAUCAAGCCUCAAAGUAGUAAUUAACGGUGGUAAUAUAGAUGCUGUGGUGCAUAGGAGCAGGUUUUUAUGGCCAAAGGCCCUUGGGUACCACAAGUUGUAAAGCAGCAGUUGGGCUGGGAAACGUUUAAUACAUGCAGCCAGAUUUGAUUAUCACCGGUGUUAUUCCUGGGGUAGAUGCUAGAACAGCUAAACAAAACACUGUAAUGUUGCCAUGGGUGCUUAUAGGAACUAUAGUAGAACUCUCUGAUUCUAGGUUCAGACACUAGUGGUAUUUGAUUGUAUUUGUGGACACCAGAUAUAAGGAGCAAUAUUUGUUACUGGCUGUUUUAUAUUUUGUAUCAUAUAAAUAUCUUUGUUUACUGGGAUACUGAAGAGCUUAAUUGAUUUUACUUGUUGGCCUUUUAUUAUUUAAAAGUGUGUUUACUUUUAAAGAUCUGACGCUCAAAUGCUGAGUUUUUAUCCCUUUAGACUUCUUGGAUGUGUAGUCUCUUUGCUGCGAGAAAGCUUAGAAGUGUUCUGAGUGUUUAUACUAGCUUUUUGUUACAGAAGCUGGUAGGGAGGACAUAUACAAUGCAUUCUGUAUUAUUUUGCAACUGCAGUUUUCUGAAGAGGAAUCAUGUCACAGGGUGGGAUUCAGCUUUGUUUUACUCAGAGUAGACCCACUGAAAUAUAUUUACCUAACUUAUUCAUGCUCGUCAAUUUCAAUGUGUCCUGAGUAAAACUUAGUUGAAUACCACCCAUAGUUUCACAGAAUUGAGACAUGAUGCUGUGGUAAACAGAAAAGAGCAAAAUUGCUACAUUCAAGUUAAACUUCACUUGUAUAUGAUACUGGUUUUUGAUCUUAACUAUUUGCUGUUCAAGUGACUCAUUGGGCAGUUUUAUGUUUCACAAAAGAGUAAAGGUCUUGUUAUUCAAGGAAGAGGCAUAAGAAAUGUAAAAGUUUAAUGUGUACAGUUUUAUUUGAGGCAGCAGCCGAUAAGAACUGAAGCGUACAGUAUAUGGUAGGAGUAUAAGUGUAGGUUGUACUUAUUUAUAGCCAUUCAGUGGAAGUUAAUAUAUUUAUGGAAUCUCUAUAUUUAGUAUGCACUGACGUACAGAGGAGAAAAAUAAAGUAUAAAUGAUUAGAAAAUCUGUUGCUUCUGGCACCAGUACAAAACAGGCCAUAGCUAAAGUUCUGAUUCUGCAAGUAUUGAAACUUAUUCACAAGUUCACUGUUAGUUGUAUUUUUGCUUUAGCAUGUCAAGUUGGGAACAGGAAAGCGAGAAGUAAGGUGUGACAAUCCUGAAAGCAGAAAUAAAACUGGGAAAACUGAGGGAAAUUCGCAUUUCCCAGGGAUUCUCCCUAUGGUUUCAUACUUAAUAUCCCCACAUAUCUUCAUACUGGAUCUUUUCCCCUGAGGAAUGUUUGUCCUCCACCCACCACAUUCCAUUGUCCUUUGUGGCAGGCUUUUUUGUCAUUCUGCGUAUGUUGCUCUUGCCACUUUGUGCUGCAGAAGUAAAGAUCCCAUUAACAUAACUAUUUUUAUAGUGACAUAUUCAGUGUUGGCAUGCUGAACUCAUUUGAAUGUUUUGAUAUGUGAAGCUGCUUUGUACAGAGUCAGACCAUUAGUUCAUCUAGAAAUUUCCCAGUUUUGAAUAGAUUUUUUCCAGCUUUGCCAGGGCAUGCCAGGGAUAUCUGCUACUGAUGUUAUACGCCUCCGCUAUCUCCUUAAAUGCCAGUGGCUUCAAGAUUUAAUCCAAUGUUUUUUCUUUGCAAAGAUGCCAGUAUUGUAUCAUCUUAUUAACUAUACUGCACAUGCCUCUGGCAGCUGUUUUAAUGUCUUCCAUGUCUUUCAUCACAUAAGAUUUAAUAUUCUGCAACCAGAAAAUUAUAUGGAUAGUGCAUUAAAUAAGGAUAGUGGGUUAAAUUUGAGGGUGUCAGUUCCAAGAUCCAGCAUAGGUUUCCCUUUGGAGAAAAGCAGGAAAUAUUGUUGCCUAUUUUUCAUUCACUGCAUCUCAUACUCAUCAUACUCAUACUGCUGGAGCAUCCAAUAAUAAUAAUAAUAAUAAUAAUAAUAAUAAUAAUAAUUUAUUUCUACCCCACCCAUGUGGCUGGGUUUCCCCAGUUACUCUAGGCAGCUUUCAACAGAACAUCAAAAACAGAAUAAAACUUCAAAAAAACACUAGGAACUUCCCUAAACAGGGCUUCCUUCAGAUGUCUUCUAAAAGACGGAUAGUUGUUUAUUUCCUUGACAUCUGAAUGGGAGGGCAUUCUACAGGGUGGGCGCCACUACCAAGAAGGCCCUCUGCCUGGUUCCCUGUAACCUCACUUUUCACAAUGAGGGAACCACCAGAAGGCCCUCGGCAAUGGACCUCAGUGUCCGGGCUGAACGAUGUGGGUGGAGAUGUUCCUUCAGGUAUACAGUGGUACCUCUGGUUACAUACUUAAUUCGUUCUGGAGGUCCGUUCUUAACCUGAAACUGUUCUUAACCUGAAGCACCACUUUAGCUAAUGGGGCCUCCCGCUGCUGCUGCGCCACCGCCACGUGAUUUCUGUUCUCAUCCUGAAGCAGUGUUCUUAACCCGAGGUAUUAUUUCUGGGUUAGCGGAGUCUGUAACCUGAAGCGUAUGUAACCUGAAGCAUAUGGAACCUGAGGUACCACUGUACUGGGCCGAGGCCAUUUAGGGCUUUAAAGGUCAGCACCAAUUGAAUUGUGCUCCGAAACAUACUGGGAGCCAAUGUAGGUCUUUCAGGACCAGUGCUAUAUGGUCUCAGCGGCCACUCUCAGUCACCAGUCUAGCUGCCACAUUCUGGAUUAGUUGCAGUUUCCAGGUCACCUUCAAAGGUAGCCCCAUGUAUAGCGUGUUGCAGUAGUCUAAGCAGGAGAUAACUAGAGCAUGCACCACUCUGGUGAGACAGUCUGCGAGCAGGUAGGGUCUCAGCCUGUGUACCAGAUGGAGCUGGUAGACAGCUGCCCUGGACACAGAAUUGAUCUGCACCUCCAUGGACAGCUGUGAGUCCAAAAUGACUCCCAGGCUGCGCACCUGGUCCUUCAGGGGCACAGUUACCCCAUUCAGGACCAGGGAGUCCUCCACACCUGUGGGAGUGCAGAUGGUGGACUUUGGUGGAUUUACCUGUUGUCCUAGGCAUUUGGGGUAAACCUGUGAAGGACACAGUUUCUUUAGGUCUUCUCAUGCUGUUGUGUUUAUUAAUUGGAUUUACUAAUGACACUUUUUAAUUAAUGUAUAUCUUGGGUUGUAUAUUUUAUGAUAUGUUGUAAACCACCCUGGGAUCACCAUGUGAUGAAGGGUGAUCUACAAAUUUUAAAAUAAAUAAAGUCUGGAUUGAACCCAUUGCAUGUAAUUCAUUGUAUAUGAGCAAUGCCAGAUGAAAUGUAUGGUUUCCAAUGCAGAACAUUCUUCUAAGUAAGAAAUCUCAUCUGGUUUAAAAUGGAUUCUAGAGUUGGACUGAGCUGUGUUGGCAAGACAGUGCUUCACAAUUUUCCACAGUUACUGAUGUAGAAAUAAACUGCUUUUAAGUUUAGAUAUGCUCUUCCAAGCAUUGCAUUUGUAGCAUUAUAUAGAAGUAAUUAAUAUACAUAAACAAUGCACUUGUUCUAAUAAUUAUGAGAAAUAUGUAGCUGUGAGUAGCUGCUGUUAAUUACAGCUGAAAUAUUUUAUAUACAUUUCUUGCUUAGUCUUAGUGUUAUGUGUGAAUGCAGCCACUGAGUAACACUCUUAUUUGUUUAUUCCCAUCACCUAUGUUCUUUUGCUGAAUUCUAAUGCCUGUGCUUAUCUACCCUAUUCAGCUCUGUUGGAAAUACUGGAAGAAGGGUAGCCAGAGCUAACCCUGACACCAAUGGAAGUCUGAACAGCGUGCUUGCUGAAACUUGAGUGGUUGCACUUUUUCAGCCCCUGUUCUCGGACUACCUACAAAAUUUGAUCACACUCACACGUCAUUCUUAGGGUUUGCAUGUUCCCCUCUACUUGGGUUAUGUGUGUCUGUCUCGCAGAUGAAGAACCUAGGCUUUAUUAGAAACCAACAGUCCUUGGGACUGUGCACAUGAAUAACACAAAAGGAAGCAGGAGCAGGAAUUAUUUAAGCAUAGGUUAAUUUUAUUACUUCAUUCAUUGCAUUUAUGUGCUGCCUCAUAACACAAAAUUCUGUAGGUUACUUAGCGCAAACAAAAUGCAUAUGCAGCUGGUUUGAGAAAUGAGACAAAUGGUUGCUGAUUGAUACUGCAUUGUUUUUCAUUUUACAAGCAUACAAUAAAAGCUUGGACCUAGUUCUUGAAGCGGUUUUAGAAAUCUACCAUUUUGAAAUACUUUUUCAUUUGAUUUUGCAAAUAUAGUUCAUUUUGUUUCUAACGAGUGUUUUUCUCUCUCCUUCCAGUGCUUCUGAAUCUGGCUUUGAACAUUUUGGAGCCAAGGAUUUGCAGAAGAGGUGACUGGAGUUGUUAAUGGACAUCUGUUUUCACGGCAUGGCACAAAUAUCUAGCAGCAAUGAAGUCAAACAGCGUUCAUCACCAUCUUUGGGCACAGCAAAGGCAAAAGAAGUGGACAAAGAGGAGGCGCUGCAGAUGGAAGCUGAGGCUCUAGCUAAGAUGCAAAAGGAAAGAGUGGUAGCUGGUAACAGACAAAGUGUUGACAUUUUAAGCAACUCUUGGCCAACUGUACAAUCCCACAGGAAACAGGACCAUGAUCUUAUGGUGUUUCCAGAGUCCGAUGCCAAGAGAAAGAUGGAUGAUAAGUUAAAUACAAUUGAGAUAGAAAAACUAAGCCAUGCUGAGCUAGAGAAACUACUACUUGAGGACAGUUCUGAGUCAAGCAAACACACCACGUUGCCAGCAACUCCUAUUCUGAGUUCAUCAUUUUCUUCACAGUUUUAUGCCAACCCUACUAUUCAAAGAGGACAGUGGACACCUGGGUUUCCUGGGCCGCCUUCUUGCACUGUACCUUCUAUUUACCCAGCAAAUUCUUACAGCAAACAAGUUGGUAUCUUUCAGAAUGGCUUCCAUCCAGGUAUGUCCACUUACCAGUCUUCAAAGCCUAUUUAUCUAAGUCUUCCAGAGAGGUCCCAGUACAUUACAUAUGCACUGCCUUCUACUUCAGCCUUCCAUCCACAGAGAAGUUUGCCUAUAUAUCAUCCAACACUUACCCCUGAAAUGGCAAAAGUAUUUGAUAAGAUAGCAAGCACUUCAGAAUUUCUGAAAAAUGGGAGAUCAAGCACAGACUUAGAAGUGACUGCUACUAAAUCUACAAUUAACUUACCAACCUCUGAAAACUCCAGUGAUAUUAGUAAAUUUGAUUGGUUGGAUUUGGAUCCUUUAAGUAAACCGAAAGUCGACAGUAUGGAUAUAUUGUAUGCGGCAGAAGAUGAUGCAAAGGUGACUUGUAGUACAGUUGUAGAAGAUCCUUGGGAUGCUGUGCUACUGGAGGAGAAAUCCCCAGGGAAAUGUCGUCUUGAAAGAAAAGUUAGUGGGAAGUCUUCUUCUGGGGCAACAGUUACAAGAAGUCAGUCUUUAAACAUUCGAACCGCUCAGCUUACUAAGUUACAGGGCCAAACAUCACAGGUAAAACAUAUCCUGAAAGCUUAUUUUCAUUUUGUAAGCUUGCUUUCAUUUUGAAAAGUUGAUACUAUUUAAUGGAAUGAAGAAUUUGUUCCCUGCCCAACCAUAAUUCUACAAAUAAUUGAUUAUUAGAACUUUUAAGAAAAUUGUGAAUUCGGUAACUUGUGUGUUUAUUUUGCAUUAAUUUUUAAAUUGGAAAUUUUAAAUUAAAAAAUAUUGUUCCUGUUAAGUACUACAGUCACAUUUUCUAAAGAAUGCAGUAUAGCUUCAGACAAUUGCCUUCUAGAUGUGCAGAAGUCAGAAGAAAGAACGGUGAGUAGGGAGAGUUUUAUUUGCCUUCAUUACUGCCCCUACCUUGCACCCCCACCAUCAGAAACCAGGUUUGUGUAGCUGCUUCAUUACUGAACAGUACACAGCUGUGGGUAGACCUUAUGCAGCUCCAUCAGAUCACAAACCUUAGAGUGAGACACUAAGUCCGCAGAUUAAGGGAACCCUCUGGUUACGAUAAUUUUUUGGCGUGAUAUUUUUCCUCCUACUUGUAAAGUCCUUCAACCUCACGAAAAUACACAUACUUGGGGCAAUCCUGACUGUGGGUGGCCCUGGUUUGCAACCCGGCUGAUAAAGUAUAGGAUCACAGAAUUGGGAAUUAGAAGGAAAAAAUUUAGGACCCACAAAAUGUUGCCGAGUAGCCUCCUGUUGAGGCUCCACCCAGUCUAAAACAGAAGGCCUGGUCUCGUUUCUGUAAAACUUUUCGUACUGUGCUAUUUAGUUCCAAAGAGAUUCAGAACUGGCUUCCAGAAUGGGGUUUGUUUAUGGUUUUUUUGGUAUCUAAUAGCAGUGGGGGGAGGAUACUUUUUUUGAGGAAUGUGGAAGGAGUGAAUACGCCACAUAAUGCUGUGAUAGUAGUCCUAAUCUCAUGGUUUGCAUACCCCAGACUUUAAUUCCCCUGAAAUACUGUAGCAGUUAGCAGCUCAAAGAUGCCAAGCCAAUGCCCUCUGCAUCCCUUUCCCCUAUUAUUAAUUAUUAUUAUUCUCCAACUAACACUUUCAACACUCUGGGCUUCUUCAAAGCAGGUGAUUGUGCUCAGUUCCCAUUAGGAUGUUUUUGGAGUUCUUUUCCUUUUUUAAAAAUGCAGAAACUACUAUAUUUUCUGUGGGCAGCUCCAUUUUACCGCUAAACUAAUUGGUCCAGAAUCACCAAGUGUGGUAUUAGAAGGGAUGAUUAUUAUUCAGUUUAAUCAUUAUCGAAAAGUCACAAACAGUUCAGGUAGGUUAAGAGUAGUCAGUGUAUGUGCAAGUAAACUUAAUUGUGAUGAGUUCUUAAAGUCUGGUUAUUCCUAUACUAAAGACUUACUGACAUCACAUGGGCUACUUGUGAGGAAGUGGUUUCAGGAUUUCUGCCAUUGUGUAGUUGGUUACUUUGCAGAACUACUGUAAUAAGAUACUUCUGCUGAAAAAAAAUAAUUUUUAAAGAUUAUUUUUUCCAUGUAAACAGGCUCUUUUAAAAAAAUUGCAUUAGAAACUCUUAUAUCCCAUAUUUCAUACUGAUGUACCACACAUAAUGCUCUAUGUAGUAUAUUAAAUAUAUAAACUUGGUCCCCAAAUCUCUGUGGUUUAUCCUUUACAAAGAGGUUCCAUCUGUGUGAUCUGUCAUGAGUAUUAGGAGGAAGUAGACAUUUAGGCCCCGUGCAUGAUCAAAACUAUCUGGCAUGGGAACAAAGCUUUGCAACUCGGCUGGAUAACACUUCAGCAGAACAAAACAAAGGCCUGAGAUUUAAUAUGCUCACAACGGUUCUCAAAUUUCGAAGUGUUUUUUUCCUAGUGUAGGAAGUGGCAGUCAUAUUAACCCCUACUGUUCAUUUAUUACUCUUUAGAAUGCCCAUGUAGGACCUCUGAGUCUGUUGGGAUGUGCGUUAUUUGUUUGCCAUGACAUGACAGCCAGAUAAUAAUAAAAUGGAUUAGUCAGCUCAUUUGUAUGCCUAGGGUGUGGGUCUUUUCUGGGGUUUCUCUAGUUGUAGUUUUUGUAUUAAAUUUUUCUGCAGGGAUAGUCAAUAGGAGUGAUGGGAGUUGUAGUCCACAGCACCUGGAGAGUACCAUAUUGGCUACCCCUAUCGUAGAUUAUGGGUUCCGUAUAUGUGGUGGUGUUAGAGAAGAUAAUUUAUUAUGGUCAAAGACCAGCUCGUAUGUGUGGUGGUGUUUUUAUUAUAUUCAGUAAUUUUGGUUUCUAACAUUUUUAUCGUAACCAUCUAGUUAGGGUUUGCACUGAAAUACAGGAUAGAACUAAAUGUGUCAGAUAAAUUUGACUGCCGUUACACUUAGGCAUUUUUUAUUCACAAAAUUAAAAUUAUAUUAAAAUAUCAGGUAUUAGCUUGAUCUAAGACUUGGGCAUUUAAUUUUGUUUUCAGCUACAGAAUAUAAAUGUUAUGCUGAAUCAGACCAUUUAAUUCAGCAUUCUUCCUUGGAGGUAAAACUAAUGAAUCAGUUGUCUAUUAAAUGUAGCAAAAUCCCUGUCCCAGGAGCUAUUGCCAUUUAAUUUAAUGUCAUGUUCACUUCUGUUAAAACACUAUGUGAUAUCUUCAUAAAUUAAAUCCUUACUCUAUUCACAAUUCGGUUAUGCUAGGUAAAGCUCAGUCUUUAAAUUGGAGACAUGUGUUAUGCUUUCUUCAACAAAGUUUCUCAGAAACCUUGAUGCUGUGGAAAGUUUAAAAUGACAUACAUAUUAUCAAAACUAAAUAUAUUGCAAGUCACAUUAGCACUUUGGAAAUUUAUUUUCAUUUUUAUCACAUUUGCAGCGCAAUGAGAAUCGUGUUUACAUGGAAAUAAAAUCAGUGAGGCUAAAUAUAUAAAUGGUUGGUUUAUACCUCGGAAAGUAGGAAGAGAUAUGUGAGGUUAAAACAUCUGGUAUAUUACUGCAUUGUAAGCCACAGUCUUUUUCUUUGAGGAAAAAAUGGCAAGCCACGUAGGCAACUGGAAGUAAACACAGCUAAAAUUCUCCUCCCAUCCACACAGGAGGGGAAUGUGCAUGUUCAAGGUUCACUGCAGUACACUCACAUUGUACUAAGUUAUGGUUUAGCAUUACAUUCCAACAUGGCUAGUUUGCUAUGUCUAGGAUAAACUGUGGUUAGUUUCAACUAUGGUUUGUACAAACAAGUAUACUUCAAACUGUGAUUUAGAAUCUUGACUUGUUAAGAUAAGCUAUAGUUGAAAAUAAUUGCAGUUCGCAGCUGAGACAGAAUGAUGCACUGUGGUUAACUGAAAACAGAAGCAAAUGCUUCUAAUCUUCUCUUGGCCACACUGUAGGAACAGGGGAGGAGAGGCAAGCUUGUGCAUAUAAUGCUAAAUUUGUUUUAGUGUUCCAUCCAAACCAGGUUAGGUUUUUUUUAUCAUCAUCAUUUACCCACAUUUCACUCCAAGGUCCUGGGGCAGGCUACAACAUUAAAACACAAUAUUAAAAAGGGUUUAAAACAAUUUACAACAAUCACAGAACGUUGAAGAAUGUACUUCAUGGGAGUUGGUUGUAAAAAAAAAAAAAGCCACUUUCUGUGGGUUAGAGCCAAAGAUCUCUAGGUAUUAGCAGAAGACACUCGAUGGCUCCCCCAGAGUAGUUUGUAGUGUGGUGGAGGGGCUGCAGCCUGAAUCCAAGCCAAGGUAAUUUUUUUGGUACCAGCUGGUUUAAUUGAUGCUACCCAGCAACGUGACAAAUGGCAGACCAGGACCAACAUACUUGUGUUAUUUUAUUUUACUGUUGGCUAUUGAAUGGAGGACUAAUCAUAUGCUGCCUUUCAGAGUGUAUUUUGGCACUGAUAAAUGGGACAUUUCCUCUUGUGGCAUGUCAUAUGGUACAUGUGCUUUAAAUCACAAGUGAAUGUGUGAUUUAAGCAGUUGGCACAAAAAUGGCACAGGUGGCAGGAGCUAUGGCAUUAAAGGAACUCCUAUUUUGAAGUUGUUCAUAUAAGACAUUGUAUGAGUUACUUUUUUACAUUUUCCCCUGGAGAUUAUCUUUAAAAUUUUGGAUUUUGACUUGACUAAUAGCAGCUGCAUAAAUAUUUGUUCAGGUCUUUUAAUAACAUGAAUAAAAUGUUCCACAGACUUUUGAAGUAAACCUACUCACAUCUUAUUUCAGGACUUAAUUCCACAAGAAUGCCAUCAAAUUCUGUAUAAUGGAAAUUAGAGGUAGAAGCCAUAAAACUGUGAUUAUUUUAAGACUAAAUAAUUAGAACUAAGAAUUCCUUUAGUAGGAGUUCCAGAUCAUAAUCCAUUUCACUUGCUUUUAUUUGGAAAGUGGAAUCAGAGAACAGAAAAUAUCCUGUUUAUGUCUGUUGCAAUAUCAUCAUAUUAAAUUUGAGACUGUAUGCCUCAGUCUAAACAGAUGUAGGCUGCAAUCCUGUACCCACUUACUUGGGAGUAAACCCCAUGGAACCUCUUUCUGAGUGAGUGCAUAUAGGAUUAUGCUGUUGGUGGUGGGGUUGGGGUGAAGAUUUGUUAUAAUUAUGUCAUAAUGGUGUGUUUAAAUCUGGUUUUUCCAUCUGUCUAUAUGUGUUAUGCAAUAUAUACUGUUGAUUAUAUUGUGUGUGUGCAUGUGUGUAUGUGUUUAAAUAAACAGAAAAUGAAUCCAUCAUCAGAUAAUGAGAGUACCAGGUUGAACUGGAAAUUUUUCAGAGACACAGUUGUUGCGUAUUAAGGUGGAGAAUUUUUCCAAAAAAAAAAUUUAGUUUCUAUACUGGUUUUUGGUAGAAGGCCCCCACAACAGUCAAAAGCAUAUUAAUACAACAGAAGAUACAGUACGGUAUAUAAUAAUCUACCAGAACAAUAUAUGACAACAAAAUCUCAAGAUAGAGACAAGGCUAAAAUAGAAUUUUCCCAAGCUAAAGAAUUAGAGUGUUCUUAACAACCCUACAUUCCAUACAUUUAAGUGUUAGAAGCCUGAACAGACAAUGAGCCACACUAAAAUAAAAUUACAUCUGACUAAAGGAAUUAAGCAGUACUCUCACUUCUACCCAUUUUAACUAUUCAGGGGUUUAGGGCAAACAAGCAAUCCAUGUAAAAUGUCCACACGAAAACAAAAACCAAUGGGAAGCAUGCCCAGUAUCUAUAGCUGCCACAAUUUAACACACAUUUAUUUGUUUGUUUGUUUGUUUGUUUGUUUGCUAAGCAGAAGCAAAUACAUUUCUAUGAUCUUGAGACUUGAGGCAUUUAUAGCAAUAACCUGGAACGGCAGUGUUUGAAGCUACUUGAAACAUUGCUCUAAGUCAGAGGUGAGCAACCCACGGUCUAGACUAGAGGACCCAUGGUGCCGUGCACUACUUCCCUUGGUGCACUUCACCCGCCCCCAGAAGCCUGAAGGAAAAAAUAUAGAGAAAGAAGGAGUAAAUGAUGUGAGGAAAGGACAAAUGUUUGUGUGAAUAAACGGGUGUGUGGUAAGAGAGAAUGAAAUGUUCAGUGAACAGCGCAGCUAGACAAGGUGUCUGACCCUUUAUGUGCUUUGAUCCCAUUUGCAACCAUCAAUAAGUGGCCCUGACCAUUUCCCCAUCCUCCAGGAAUGUGGAACUCAACCCUGGGAAGGUUGCCCACCCCUACCUACUCUUAGCAGUGGUAGACUGCUUUCUAUAAAACAAAUGUAUUUGGAAUCAAAUACACUUAGUUUUGCCAGCUCUGUCCCACCUUUAGCCACUGCAGGUGAGACUAGAGCUAUGCUUUCACUGGCUUCUUUCUUCAAAACUUUCUUAGGCAUUACAGAUAUAGACCAUCUUAAAAUACAUGCAAAAAUUUAAAAUAUAUACAAAGAAGCAGCCAUUCAAGAUAUAUAGUAACAGAAUAUUUCAUUGGGAUGUCUUCCCGCCAAACCGUGCCAUUUACCACUGUAAGAGAUACUAUUGAAAUUCAGCCACCCUUGCAGCAACCCUUACCUCCGGGUUAAUAUCAGACAGGUAGAAUCUGAUAUUUUCAUUGUGGCAUGAUGUUAAACUACCCCAAAAAGGGGGAUAACACACAUUUAUGUAGCUGGUUGUACAGUGGACAGUAGAAAUCAAUAUGUUCUACAGUGUCUAGCACAUUCAAAUAACAUCCACAAUGUCUAUCAUUUCUAGAGAUGUUUAAAUAUCUGCCCUUAACAAAAGCUGAGGGGAAACGUUCCGUUGGGCUAACAUAAAUGCCAUGUGUUGGGCUGGAAUUACUAGCUUUGAGAUAUAAGUGUUAUUGGUUGCAUUUAAACUAUAGAACUUUGGGGAGCAGAUUUUAUUUACAGCUGAUUAAAUGUUUUGUUUUUCAAUAUCCCAUAAUCAAAUUUGGAUAUUGCAAUAAAUAUAUUGCUUACUAGAAUUACACAUUAAUUCCAAGUCAAUACCAAUAGAUCUAUGAGUUGUAUGAGCUGGAGCCAUCUGGAUUUAUAGGAGUCCUUGAGUAAAUCAGAAAGCAGACUCGAAAGUUGGGAACGAAAAUGGCAAAGCAGCCAGUAUUUUAUAGUGCUAGUCCACGCCCAAUAUUCCAUCAUGUGUAUACUUAAUUAUGCACACAUCGUCUCAUACUUGAUUGAAUUUGGGAGACCAAGGAAUACGUCUCAAGAAAGGCUUAUAGGAGUCAUGUCUAUCACUGCUUUACUUCUUUAUUCUUAAAUUUCAGACAGACAAUGGGACCAGUAACCUGCCAACAGGAAAUAAAUUUCUCAAAAAUGGUGAUGGCCAAGAUCAAGAACAAGCAGCAUUUUGUGAUGCCAUUGCAAAGUAAGCAUUAGUGUGGUGCAAACAUCUUUAAGGAAGUAAAUGACAGCAAUAGUUUCAUUUAUAGGCUUGACACUUGAGUAUUUUGUUUCAUGUGUCAUGUGUUAUAUCCAUGCUUUUUUACUGGUUUGGAGGAAAAAUGCAAUUUUUUUAAUAGUUAUUAAGCAGCAAAACACUUAAGAUUGAUUUCUGAAUUUUUACUGCAUAUUCAUAUGGCUGUAGGAUGUUUUAGGUAAAGGGUAAAGGGACCGCUGACCAUUAGGUCCAGUCGUGACCGACUCUGGGGUUGCGGCGCUCAUCUCACUUUACGGGCCAAGGGAGCCAGCGUACAGCUUCUGGGUCAUGUGGCCAGCAUGACUAAGCCGCUUCUGGCGAACCAGAGCAGCGCACGGAAAUGCCGUUUACCUUCCCGCCUGAGCGGUACCUAUUUAUCUACUUGCACUUUGACGUGCUUUCGAACUGCUAGGUUGGCAGGAGCUGGGACCGAGCAAUGGGAGCUCACCCCAUCACAGGGAUUCGAACCGCCGACCUUCUGACCCACAGCGCCACCCGCUGAUCUGUUACAAUACUAUGUAAUGGAGAAUUGGGGGAAAGAGGGGAACCUGAAAUUUGUGCACUAGGAAAUGUUGAAUUCUGUGAUUACAUAAUUUAUUCCAUGGUGUGUAGAUUUGCAUAAACUUGUUCACUUUUAAAAUCUGAUUCAGAUAUCUUUUGUAUAGAUAGUUUGAGAUUUGUAGGAUAAUGGAACAUUAGUUUCCAUGAGUACAAGGCCAAUGACUGGUCUCAUAGGGUGGAGGGGAAACAAGUAAAACAGUUUUUAAGCAAAUGAAUUAACUGUGUGAAUCUAACUGUUUACUAAGAAAUAAGUAACAUUGUGAACUCCAUGUAAGUGUACUUUAUCUUCAUCAGAGCAAGGAACUUACAUACAUAUUGCUUACAGGUUGAGGACCAAGUUUCCCUAUGACAAUCUUGAUACAAACUCAGGAUUUGUGCUGAGCCCAGUAAUGUUGCAAAGAAAUAUCAGUGGAGAGAACUCAAGCAUCAAGAUUUCAAUAGAAAUUGAAGGUUUCCAACAGCCAGUGAUAUUUACAUGUGAUGGUAUGGGUGUUUUCAUUUUUUAUAAAUGAUGUUUCCAUAGAUCAAAAGAUUACCUCAAGAUGAAAAUUCCAAGAAUUAUUUGCAUCCUAAAUUAUUAGCACACAUGAGAAUAGUCAUUAUUCUACAGUUUGUGUUUCAGUUGGUUGUAAAUACCAGUAGAUAAGAUUCCUCUUACCAAAUGCGUCUGGUGUAAUUAUUAGGGAACUGUUAAAUAGGCUGGGUUUGGGUUUUUGUUUUUGUUUUUACUAGAACUAGUUUAAGUGUUUCAAAUCUAUUAAUUGGGCAGCCUGGUCAAAUUUGCAUGUCAUGUCAGCCUUUUAAAUAAGUCUGGGAAUAAGCCAUCUCCCGUGUGAUAAAGUUGGCUAGCUUGGGUUCUAAAGUAACAUUUUAUUAUUUAGAUUAUCACCGCCACUCUCUUAAAUCAAGCAGUUUAAAUUAAAGUAUAGUGAACAAAUCAUUUUCCUUGUAGUUGAAAACUUGCAGACAUGUCAUUGAUCUUUUUAUGGAGAACCCUCAUAGAACUCACUGCAUAUUCUGGUAUGGUUACCAGGUCACUCUGAUAGUGACCACUCCCCUAAUACGUUACCUUGUACUGGAUUUUAUGUCUUUAAAGGACUUCUGCACUUAAAUCAGCUGGAAAUAGAAAUUAUAUUUCAUAUAAACAUCUAUUAACUCAUUUAAAUUGGAAAAACCUCAAGAGUUAGUGCAGAAUAAAAUAGUACUUUCUUAACUAUUGUCUUCUAUGUUUGUUUGUUUGUUUUUUGUCUUUAAAUAGCAAGUUCUCCAGUUGAGCUUAUAAUAAUGCAAGCACUUUGCUGGGUGCAUGAUGACUUGAAUGAUGUAGACAUUGACAGUUAUAUCUUGAAGGUUUGUGGACAAGAAGAAGUUUUGCAGAAGUAAGCAGAUACUUUCCCUCUCAAUAUUUAAGUGGGCUUAGGGUGCUUUCAGAAAGAGAAUAUUGCAAAUAAUGCAAAUGUUUGUUAACUUACUGGAUUUUCUGCAAAAAGAGUAAAUCUGGAUUAAAUACAGGCUCUCAUUUUGAUGAUGAUGUCGUGUGGACACUGGUGGGGGGGGACUUGUAUGUAUAGCCGAGAAGAGAUUUUUUGCUGAUCCCUCUUCUGCUCUGCACCUAAAAUAUGUUUGGAAAAGAGGGUCCUCCACCUCUCAAACAGAUUUUUUGGGUGGUUUUGAAGCCUGCUGUGUAUCUCCCAGACUCAUCAACUAUGCUAAGCCAUAGUUAACAAAGAAAAAGAGAAGAAGCAAGGGCAGUAGUGAGUGGGCAGUAGUGAGGAAGGGAGCACAUGUUGACUGCAAAGGCAUGUUACAUCUGCAUUGACCACAGUGUUGCUUUCUAGAUUCCAGUCACUAUUACUUUCCAGGAAAAUCUUUUAGAAAACGUUUUGCAAAUUUGAAAUGGUAGGCAACCACAUGCAUUUCUUUUACAGUAAGCACGGUGUAGGAAGCCAUGAAUACAUUCAGAACUGCCGAAAGUGGGACACGGAUAUUAAACUGCAGCUCUUGACCCGUAAUGUUAUAUGCAGAGAUUUGGCACGAACAGUAAGUACAAAGUGAACACACAUUCUCAAAACAACCUGACUUUAUUGAUUUCAUGUGUAUUAUUGAGGUUGUGCACAUUCCUUGCUCUCUCCUUGUAGCUUGGAACUGAGGAAAAAUAUAACUUGUUUUCAUUAUAGUUAUAAGUGAGGAUUAAAAAAACAUUUCAGCCUCUUAACUGUUCAGGAGCAUGGAGAAAUAUAUACUUGUUGCUAGUGAUUUCAUUUUAUAUAUUCUGUACUAUUUUGUCAACACUUCCUUAAAGCAUUAAAAGAACUUGAUAAAGCACUAUAAUUCGCCCCUGCCCUGUCAUCUACACUGCAUCAAGUAUCUAAUUUUCUUUUAUAAGACAAGCCAGUCCAGAUACAUAGAAUGUUAAUCUUGGUUUAUUGCUGUUUUUAAUUUUUUUAAAAUUUCUUAAAUGCCCAUUUUAAACUGUUUUUACUUUACAUUAUAUUGUUUUAUGCUCUCUUUGUAAACCGCUUUGAAGUUGUUUGUUUUUGUUUAGAAACAAGCGGUAUUUAAAGUUUAUGAAAUAAAGGAAUGAACAAAACAAUUUUUAGCUUAUUUCUUGAAUUAGGAAGGUUCUUUCCCAUUGUUAUAGUUAAUAAAAAUAUUGAAAUAUGCUGUAACAUAUCAAUAGAUAUUAACAGUGCUUUUUUUAAACAAAAAAAGUUUAGGGGUACUCUCAUUUUGACUCAAGAAAAUCACCAUUUUAUAGUUCAAAUCGGGAAAAAUAAAUACAGUAAAUGGACAAAAGUAUAAAGAUUCACAAAAUGUUUUGGGGUAUACGUACCCCUGCAUACCCCCUCAGAAAAAACCACACUGGAUAUUAAUCCAGUUAAACAGCAGACAUUUUCUCCGUCGGGAUUCUUCUUUUGCAGAUGAUGGGUUCCAAAUUUAUCCAACAUGUUAAAGAUCAGAGCACAAUUCUUACUCUAGAAUAGAGCUUUUUUUUGUCACCCCGUUGUUAACCAAAUGGUAUUGUUGAAUGUGUCAUAGCAUACUAUUAGUGUAGGUCUUAGGAAAGUUUCUGUAAAAUGAUCUUCAGGUGUUACUUAACAUUAAAACACCUUAGCCAUAUAUAUAAAACAGCAAGUAGUAUUUGUUGGAGAAGUAAGAUGCCCAGUACUAGAUGUUUUACUCAUCUUUUGGAACUGUCAUAAAAUAACAAAAUUUUGUACUAACAUUAAAGAAAUUGAAAUUAUCACAGGACAUACCAUGCCAAGGGACCCAUUGAAGCUUCUUUUUGGUUGCCUAUGGGCAACAGGAAGAUGAUCCUUUAUUAAGUGCAGCCCAUAUCACUGUUUUAUAACUGAAACAAAAUCUGGCCUCCAAGUUUGGAGGACUAGCUGAUUAGUUUGAGAUAUAGCUUGCAUGGUUAAAUUGACCAAUAUGAUUCAGUUCAAAAAGGUUAGGCACAACUAUGAUUGUUUUAUUGAAAAAUGGACUCUUCAUCAUCUGUGAUAAGGCACAAAUAAACUUAAAUCCAUAUGCUUUUUUGGAUUCUCCAAGAUCUUUAUUUACUGUGUUAAACAUAACCAACUUUUCCUCUCCUUUUUUGCUGUUCUGUUUGUACGUUGUUUAAAAAAAACCAAAGAAAAUAAAGCAUCCUUAGAACAGCAGUCAUCACAAUGAAUAGGGCUGAAAGCAAAAAAUGCAGGAAAUUCCUGUGCACAUAUAAACAUUUUGUACAUAUUAUAGAGCUCUUUAGCACCUGGCCGCGGGCUUUUUAAAGUAUUUGUAGAGGUGAAAUAGGUUCAUUGGAGAGCUUAAGGGCUAACAGUGCAAUCCUUUUCAUGUCUGCCCCAAAGCAAGCCCCACUGAGUUCAAUUAAACUUACGUAUUCCUAGGUCAGUUUUGGCUUACCGCCUAAAACAUUAGUUAACCUGAAAUGGAUUUUACAGUAAAAAAAAAGUGAGUUGGCUUUCAAAAUUCCUGUUUGGUUCACUGAUUCAUGGUGAAUAGUUAAUAGAAUUUGGAGAGUUAAAAAUAUUGGUACAAGUUUAUAGACUUUGUGACAAACCCUUAACUAGAAUAUUUGAAGGUAGAUAUUUGUGCACUUUAUUCUUUAAAGGAAGAGUGGGGGGGAAGCCAAAAUUCUCAUUUUCUAAACUCCAGACAAAUUGCUGUCCAUGUUUAUAUUACUUUUUAGAAUUCCUUUAGAAGUAACAUGUGGUUAUAGCCUUCAAAUAACUUGUAUAUCUCUCCUUUUUAGGAAGAUGAUGACAGUACACCUGUAGAUUUGACGAAGCAUCUUUAUCAUGUAGAAAAGCUUUUCAGAGAAAGCAUUCAAAGGUAACCACUGUCAUAACAUCCUUUGUAAUGAAAUGAAUUACCUUCAAGUUGUCAGUAUAUUUCUUUUACAAAUGCAUAUAAUAAUAUAAUCAUUGUUCGUUUCAGUCAGUCUCUUGAAGAGCUGUUGGAAGCUUAUCAUAAUCAAGUCGAUAAACUACUUAAGAAUGAGGUAAGCAUUAUGUCUUGCUGCGCUAAACUUACUUCUGUGGCAAUAAAAAAAUUCCUUCCAGGAGCACCUUAGAGACCAACUAAGUUUGUUAUUGGUAUGAGCUUUCGUGUGCAUGCACACUUCUUCAGAUACACUGAAACAGAAGUCACCAGACCCUUAUAUAUAGUGAGAGGGUGGGGAAGGGUAUUACUCAGAAGGGUGGUGGGAAUGGGUGAUUGGCUGAUAGGUGUGGUAAACCUGUUGACGACUGUUAAUGACUGCAAUUGGUCUUACAGGAAAAAGCAAGGGGUGAGAUGGCUAAAAAUAUUUUUUAGCAGAUGGCGCUGUGGUCUAAACCACAGAGCCUAGGGCUUGCCAAUCAGAAGGUCGGCGGAUCAAAUCCCCGCAACGGGGUACGGGAAGGUCUAAACAGGAAGUCAGCCUUCCGUUUCUUUGUAGAUAGAUUAAAGCAAAGACAUGGCAAACUAGAGCUCAGAAAAUCGCUUGUAAAGGACUAACUUUCAUCAUUUAAGAUUGUGGAACCCCCUUCGGAAGCAGGAGAAGAGGGGGGAUUUUUUCUGAACUGUUUAAACCUGCAGAAGUGAGUGUAAAGUAACUUUCCACCGUCUUGAUCCUGGAGUGGGGUGUCAGGACUGACAUUUUUUGAAGCUCAUUGACCAGAGACAAACGUUUUUGACAGAUAGCUAAAAGAAGAGAAACAUAGUGAUUCCAUUGUUCCCCUUCGCAUUUUAAAGGAAUAAAUAUUGACAAAAUAUCUGAAAAAGGAAACUUUGUUGUUAGAUUUGUCUUUAAAAGAAAAGAACAAAUAGAAGUUUUUCCCCUAGAGGGAGCUUGUGAAACUGUAACUAAUUCUGAAUCGGGGAGCUUGCAGCUGUUACAGAUUACGAUCGUGGGAGUAGACUUUUGACCUUGCAGGACAAUGUAUUCAGAAGCUCUGCUGUGUGCUCUCUGUAAAACAAGUGCCCUACUGGAACAGCUACAUGAGAAGACGGACUUGAUGACUGAUGCAAUCAAAAAUUUUGAACAGGCAGUGGGAAAUUAUAUGGAGUCCACUCAGGAAUUAAAUCAGGAGUGUGCCCUGACGGAACAGAUGAGGGAAGAGGAUGUUGCUGUAUCUUGGGCGCCAGAGAUGGAGGGAGCUGUGGCCCAGCAGGAACAUGAGCUUUUGGAUUUGACAAAUGAACUUGGAAAAAGCCAGAUUUGGAAAGAUAAAGUUUGGUUUGGUUUGGAAACGGGGGGGUGGAUAGACCCUCCUAUGCAAGGAUGUUUGGACUUUUCAAGUCUGGCAAUGGGCCGUGAGAUGUUUGGGGUUGUGGGGCUCUUAAUUUUGGAGAGACUUUGAAACAUGUUCUUAAAUAUCACAUGGAGUUUAGUGUGGACUAUGGAAAAGGGGCUGAUAUGUCGAGAAGGGUCAAAAACAUUGCUAAGCUGGAGUUCCCACGAGUGAAAGGAGCAGGAGACAAAGGAAAAUACAGUUAUAAAUAUGAAGAAGAGCCACGGAAGGGACAUGGAAGGGACUUAAGGGCCUCGGAUAUAAGAUUACCAGGUUAAUGCGCUAGAUUGAUGAGAUAAAAAGGACUGACAAAACUCAGGACCAGGAAGAAGAGACGCUGGAUGAAGAUUGGAUUGUUUUUUAAUUUCUUUUUUAUUAUUAGGAUUGUUUUAUAAAACUGAUGAAUGUUAGAAAAAUGUUGGAACGAAAUUAUUUGGCUUUAUCAAAAAUGUUUAAAGAAUUAUGUAAGAAUAUUAUGGUUAUGAGAAGUUGGUAAAAAUAAGAUUUAAGUUUUAGGUUUUAAGGUUUUUAUAGUAAGAUAAGAUUAAAAUAGAUUAAGGUAAUGUAAUGACAGAAUAUUAUGAAAUAUGGAAAGGAUUUGCUGCGACAAUUAACAACUAGGAUACAAAAAAAGGGAGGAGGAGGAGGUCAAAGAAAGAAGGUAAUGACAGUUAAGGAUUUGAGAAUAAUGGAUUUGUUUUUAAAUGUUUGUGGUAUAUUUUUGUUUUUUGACCGUGUUGUGCUAUUUUUUGAUUUUGAUUUUUAUUAAUUUGUAUUGUUUGAUGUGGUUUGUUUUUUCUUUGUUUUUUCUUUCUCUUUUUCUACCUUGUUUUCUUUUGUAAUUCUAAAAAAUUUUCAAUAAAUAUCAUUAUAAAAAACAACAACAAAUCCCCGCAACGGGGUGAGCGCCUGUUGCUCGGUCCCGGCUCCUGCCAACCUAGCAGUUCGAAAGCACGUCAAAGUGCAAGUAGAUAACUAGGCACCGUUCCAGCGGGAAGGUAAACGCCAUUUCCGUGUGCUGCUCUGGUUCUCCAGAAGUGGCUUAGUCAUGCUGGCCACAUCACCCAGAAGCUGUACGCCAGCUCCCUCGGCCAGUAAAGUGAGAUGAGCGCCGCAACCCCUUUACCUUUAAUAGUAGUAGAACUGAACUAUUGCAGCUUUCUCCAAAUCUGCUAAGUCUCACCACCCUGGUCCAUACUUCCCCAUGUCCACAUUCCUCCACAUUAAAAACAAACAAUGGUGGUCAUGUGUAUUUUUCAGAGUACAAAUGAGAAUCCAUAUAGAUCUUUAUAAGGGGCUAUACACCCUUUGCUGGACAGGGAUAGCUUGGCUGCUGUGAGUCUUGUGUUCGUACUCACACAAUUGGACUCCUAAUUCAGAACUCUGUCAUGUGCUUUUCUCAUCAGAACCAGACUAAAGCUGUAGAUCAUAUCAUUAAAUCUGUUCGAAAAAUUUGCUAUACAUUGGAUGGGGUAGAGACUCCUGCAAUUACAACAUCUGUAAAGAAGCUAAGAAGAGCAGUUAACCUUCCAAGGAGUGUGAGUCCUGAGGUAAUUGGUUUGCCAUAUUUUGUGGUGUGUACGUGCUUUGUGAGAUAUAAGGAACAUUUAGUCCCAUCCCCCGCAUUACCUGCAGACAAGUUGAUAGGGCAAAUUUGGGAAAGACAGGUUUUGUUUCACUAGCCAAGAAGCAUGGCGUGAGGUAAAUGGAAAAUGUUUCUUCUUAUUUUUUUGAUGAGGGGGGAGGGUUUUGGAGCAUGGUGAAUUUUGUCCUUCUGCAAUUACAGCCUUUGAAGGGACUUGGGGCAGUGAUAGUGAUGACGUUCCUCCUCCCACAUCCAAUUCUGUACUUUUACAGUGGAGGAUGAGAGGGCAGAGAGAACUGUGGCAUUUACAGUAGGUGACAAGAAACCCAUAUUUUGCCUCUACAGAAGUAAAGAAAGAAAGAACUAUUAUGAAAUUUUCAUAGGAUAGUUUUAACAAUCGGUUGGAUACCUGAAUAACUUUCAUUUAUAGUAUAGCGUAACCAAGGGUUUUCCACAUAUGUGAGGAUUGUGUUUUCCAUAUGUUAUUGCACAGGUGUCUUUAACAUCUUCUGAUGAGACUAGCAAGAAUGCAGUUGGUAAGUACAAAACUUGCAUCUAAUUUUGUUUUUAAUGUUUGUUUUAAUGGUUACCUUCCUAAAGCAAAAUGUUUUAUUUUAGGUGCCUUGCAACUUGAAAACCCUCUGCAAACGAGCAUAGAUCAGCUGACCUCAGCAGUAUAUGCUCUUCUUCAACUCCACUUGAACUCGUGCAGCAGUCCCUUAAACACUCCAAAGAUUCAGAAAAGCACUAAAGAAGCAUGGACUGCCACAGAGCACCUCCAGUUCACAAUAUUUGCAGCUCACGGAAUCCUUAGUAGCUGGGUCUCUGUGUGAGUAACUAAACCAAAACGCACCUUUUACCCCAGUGCGCACGCAUCACAAUGUUUUGAUUCAUCAUAAUGUUUGUCUCCCUUUUACAGUUAUGAAAAAUACUAUUUGGUUUGUUCUCUUACCCACAAUGGAAGAGAUCUUUUCAAACCUGUGCAGUCCAAGAAGGUUGGCACUUACAAGAAUUUCUUCUAUUUGAUUAAAUGGGAUGAAUUGUAAGUGGUGGAUUUUUUAUUUAUCUGACUCAUAAAAAUAUUAUGGUUUCUCUGAGCAGUAGUUAUCACAUCCCCUGAGAUUGUUAAUUAAUGCUAGUGAUUCCGUCAGACCACAUAGUUAACAGUGUCUUUCAUUUUCUAUGCUCUGUCAGUGCAUGAAAUUCUGAAUAGUUUACCAGGUCCUUCAGCAUAAUUUGCAUAGAACCUCCCAACUUUUCAAGAUAGAAAUAACUAAAAAUAAAAUUGGUGUUGUUCUACUGUUCAGUUAUUAAUGUAUUCAGCUGGUGAAGAAAACAAGAAAGGAAGCUUGCAAGCCCAGGUUCCAUCCCCAGUAUUGUCUUGGGGAUCAAGCUGCUUCCCACACAAUGGAAAUUCCUAUACAGAACUGGGAAUUUCCUCAUGUGGGAAACUAUGAGGAAUCCUGUGUGAAGCUGAUGGCAUAUGAGACAUGUGCAUACAACCAAGUAGGCAUGUGCUUUUUCCCAGAUGGCAAACAAUUUCUUACACAAAAGUGAUGGAUGUUGGAAAUAGCCAUCACCAUAUUAAAAGCAUGGCUUUACAAAAGUCAGCUGAUUAUUCCUGUUCCAUUUCUCAUCAUGCUUCUAAUGACUCUGUUUCUUUGUCACUAAUGUUUAUAAAUAUUGCAUGAAAUAUUUUGUCCAUGUAAGAGGGGUUUCUGUUGAAGUAUGGUGAGGGUUAGUGAGAUUGCAAUAGUGCAAUUAUCUACAUUUAGUUGGCAAUGGAGAAUAAAGCAUUGUUUUAGCAAUGGGGGAACUACGUAUUGAUCUUCUUGAACAUAUGAUAUAUUUUUAAAUCAUAGUUGUCAGUAAUUCCUAACGAUUCUAUUUCUUUAUUUUACAGAAUAAUUUUUCCUAUACAGAUCUCUCAGUUGCCAUUAGAAUCCAUCUUAUGCCUUACCCUCUUUGGAAUAUUAAAUCAAAAUGGUGGUAGUUCACCAGAUUCCAAUAAACAGAGAAAAGGCCCUGAAAUGUUGGGUCAAGUUUCCUUACCUCUUUUUGAUUUUAGGCGGUGAGUAUUCAAAAUGUCUUCUGUGGCAAAUAGUAUAGUUUUGUUAGAGGGAGGUUACCAAUUUUAAUCCAAAGAAAAUAGAAUUGAACCUAAGAAAAUGGAAAGAGAAAUGCAUUAUAUAGGUGGGAUGGGCUCUAGAUAACAGCCACCUCCUAUUUUGAAUAAUAUGUUUUAAAUAUGUUUAUUCUUUCAAGGGGUGGAGUGAUAGGCUGGCUCCAUGUUAAGGAUUGUGAUACUUUUGAAUACUGAGUGGUGUUGACUACAGUCCUGCUUAUGGACUUCUUAAAUCCCUAAUUCAUAAGAUUUCAGCUAUUAAGGUUUUAUCACUCUAGAAAUUCCACUACUUGUACGAAAUUCUCUAGGUUCCCAGUACAUUGUGCAGCCAAAUGUAGUUGGAAAGCAGUUCCCAUCAUCCUUGACCAUUGGCCAUGGUGGCUAAGGUUAAUAGGUGUUGGGGCCCUCCAGAUGUUGUUGGUACUAUAUGUUAGCAGCCCCAGAGUGAACUUAAGGAAUACUGCAGGUACAGCCUUUUUUCAAGAACACAGAACACAGUCAAAUGGGUUGUCAUCCUCCACUUGCUAGAAGGCAGGAAAAAACAUUACCACUUCAAAAUAACCUGUAGAUUACUCCUGUCUUGGAGUGGCAGGAUUUUGCUGGUGCUCUUCUGGCCUAGUCUUUUCUGGCUCAUUGUGUGUGCGAUCUGUGUGAUAUUCUGAGUGUAGUGAGUGAUUCUCUGUUGUUGUCCCCCCACCCCACUCCACCCCCUGAGGCCUUUUCCUCAGCAUUUGUGUCUUUCAUUCUGAGCCAUUUCCCCCUCAGUGACUGUCUUUCUUUGUUUUUUCAUUAAUUAUACAGUUGAUUCUUCUCUCCCUUCCAAUUAAUUCUUUCCUUUGUCACCAAAUUGUACAGUUGAUUAUCUAUUGCCUUAAACCCCAAGUUGGGGGCUUCCUUACUUAUUAAUUGUAUUUUUCUUACCUGGGUUCAGCCUUCAAUUCCUUCCUUUAAUUAUCCCUCCUGAAUUAAUUCAGUUUUACUCUUGAAUGUGUGCAUGAAGCAGCAGCAUUGUCACUAUGAGCAUCUUGCACGACUGUGGUCUUCUCUAAGGUAGCUGUCCUGACGGAUGGGCGACAUCCUCAACAAUUCCACUCUAAGAUGUAGAUUGCCUUCAUAAAACAUCUCUCAACUUCUUUAAGGUUGCUGUGUUUGUGGCAGAUGGAUCUGUGGACACAGCCCAUUUGUGUCUCAUGCUAUGGCAGCAGAAAUAGUAUCAAGACGCAUUGUGUGAGGAAACUGAUCCCAACUAGACUGAUCUUAGCAACAGAUUCUUUUGAUGGCAGGGAGCUUGUGGGAGAUGACAAUUCAUUAGGUGACAUUUUCAUGGAGAUGGAUAAAAAGAAGGCAGUGCCAUAAGAGGGAGGAUAAGUCUCCUUUUUGGUGCUUCCAUCCUUGUCAGACUUUUCAUGCCUCCUGUUUUGCUUGCAAAGGUCAUGAAUUUUGAUCAAAUAUGCUACUAAAGAUUUCAAUCCAGAGGUCCACAGUGCUCAGGACUUCUGAAAAUUACCUUUAUAAGCAUAUGGAAAAUUAUCUUUAUAAGUUUGCUGAUGCUGAAGUAUAUGAAUCAGGUCUGAGAUGAUUCUAUGAAAAAAAAAAUUUUUUUCUUCCUAGUAAUAACUGCUUAAGUUGGCUCUUUAUUUGAUUUAACAAGCAAAUUCUGUCCUCACAUUCCAACUGCUAUCAUUUUGUAACUGAUAGUUCUUUCUCUGCACAGAGCACUAAAUUCUUCUUGGUUUUGUGUCCGUAGAAUGUUGACUUGUGGAACAAAACUUUUACACAUUUGGACACCUCCCACAAACCUUGUCCCUGGAGCGGUCCAUAAAAAAGGAAAUUUAAUGGAAAGAAUAGUAUUGCAGGUAAUGCUAGUUCCCUCUUAAUUGCUUUUAAAAGCUUUUAUACCCUAUGCAGAAUUAUUUGAGUAGUAAUAAAUGAUCCCUUCACAAUCUCAUCUUCUUUAAUCCACUAUGAAAAUUUGAGUGCUGUAUCUCGUCAUUACUUGGACUCUUUUUGCAAAACUGUGAGAGGAUAUAUCUGGCCUUUUUCUGCUUUAGCCUUUUUGUAUAUGGCUGUGCAGUCCAUGCACAUACAAAAGAGUAAAAUAACUGCAGAGUGAUGAAGAAAUAUGAAAACUUCUGUGACGUAGUUUGCCUUGAGGGUUUAGACUUAAAGAUCUCUGUCUGAGGGAUUUGCACAUUACAAGUUCUUAUACAUACAACCCUUUUUUUGUGCAAGGAUGAGUGUUUAAUGCAGUUUAACAGACCAUUUUAUCAUCCUGAUAAGCAUGCUGGGAAAUGAUUGCAAGGAUCACAUUCUCAGUAUGCUGUAACUGCAAAAAUAUACAUAGAUCCUUGUACUUGAGUAUGGACCUUUGCAUCCCAAAGUGGUGAUGCAUGAUGUCUAGCCUAUACAUACAAUGUAAUGAGAUGGUGUGGUAGAGGGAGACUGUAGUACUUCAAACUGCUGGCAGCCAUAAUACUUUUGAAUGUGCUCCUAUGUAAAUAAAAAAUUAACAGAAAGUUAGAACCUCUCUUCCUAGUACUUCAGUUACUUGUAAUAACUUCUAGGGAACAUUUUAAAAUGGGCUUCUCUACUUGUAACUUCAUUUGGUCGAUUUUGCAUUCUAGGUCCGCUUUGCACAUCACAGUAAAGCUAUUUUUAAUUGUCUGGGCACAUAACACCAAUCCUGGCCUGACUGCACUGGCUGCCAAUUAGUUUCCAGGCCUAAUUCAAAGUGCUGGUUUUGGCCUACAGAGCCUUAUGCAGCUCAGGACCACAAUACCUCAAGGAUUGCCUCUUCCCAUAUAAACUGAUCCAGACCCUGCUGUGAGGCCUUUUUUCAUGGUCUCCCUCCUUGGGAGGUCUGGAGGGUGGCAAUAUGAGAACAGGAUUAUUCAGUGGUGGCUCUCACUUGUGGAAUGCUCUCCCCAGGAUGCCCUGCCUGGUGCCAUCAUUACAUAGAUUUAGGCACUAGGCAUUUCUUUUUACCAGGCCUUUGGCUCUUAAUUAUCUGUGGUGUCCUUGAGUGGGUGGGGCAUUUUAAUCCAGUGUUUUAAAAAUAGUUUGUCUUUGAGAUUCCCCCCAUGCCAGUUUUAAAGUAAAUAUUUGUUUAUAUAUUGUAAGUCACAUUUUGCAAUGACAAGCGUCAUAUGGAAACUUUAUUAUUAUAUACUAUAUGUAUUAUUUGUGAGAACACUUCACGCUAAAUGAUCUUUUUGAUCUUUAUGGUCUGUGGCUUUGAUGUUUUGUUAUUUUAUUGUGAGGGGAAAGAGGACAAAAAGUGGGUGCUGGAAAUGAGGUUGUAAUUGGGAUGUAGAAGUAGUUCUCUGAGUUGCCAUGUCAUAGUUUGCGUCAAUAAUUUUACUUUUUAAAUUUUUCAGAUUGAUUUCCCUUCCUUAUCAUUUGAUAUUGUAUACAAAAUUCCUCAAGCUGCAAACAGUACCACAUGUCAUUCCAUAGAAACAUUGGAAAAAGAUUCAAGAGAGCGUCUUCUUUCCAUUCUUUCCAAGGAGGGUACACUUGGGUAUGUUGUAUUGCGUUAAGCGUGGCUAGUCAUCAUGGUGCCCUCCAAAUAUUUUGGACUUCAUAUCUCAUCAGCUUCAGUUAGGACAGCCAAUGUUCAGAGAUUAUGGGAGUUUUAAUCCACAAUAUCUGAAGGACUUCACUUUGGUUUUCCUUAAUAUUAAGAGUACUGGUUUGCCUUUCUACAUAAUUAUCCUACAGUCACCUUUUAAUUUAAUAUACAUGUUCAAAAUGUUGCACUUUAUUAGGUGUUGAGUUUCUCCUUCUUCUAGUUUACAAGUCCUGACAAAAUUAUCUUCAUGUAGAUAUAGAUGCAGAACAAUACUGUAUUUCCACACAUUUGAAUCUAAUGUCUAAAUCUUUCCUCUUUUGUGUGCGAGACAACUUGAAACCUGACAUUCUUUACAGAAAAUACUCAUCAGAAUACCAUAAAGCAUGCUGCCCAUCUGUAUAUUGCCAUAUAUGACAAUCAUCCCUGCAUUUAUUUUUGUUUUUUAUACAGCUUGUAUUUUGACUGGAUUUUUUGUGAUCUGGGGAAAUCUUGUCUUUUUAUGGUCCUGUUUGCAUGAAAUAAGUGGCAAAAAGUUGGGAGAUAGUUGUUAGUGCCUCCCUGAAGGAAACUUGUUUCUUGUCCAUUUGAAGUGAGGGGUGAUUUACCUUUUUAUGUCAAUAUGUGUAGAUUGUGUUGAUCCUGAUUAGACACAUCACAAUUAUUCCCUUUUUAGGGAAGCUGACUGAAGAUGUCAUCACAGUACAGUGGUACCUCGGGUUAAGUACUUAAUUUGUUCUGGAGGUCCCUUCUUAACCUGAAACUGUUCUUAACCAGAAGCACCGCUUUAGCUAAUUGGGCCUCCAGCUGCUGCCGCGCUGCUGGAGCACAAUUUCUGUUCUCAUCCUGAAGCAAAGUUCUUAACCCAAGGUACUAUUUCUGGGUUAGUGAAGUCUGUAACCUGAAGCGUCUGUAACCCAAGGUACCACUGCAUAUUUCUAGGCGUUGCAGAUUCAGGUGUCUUUUCAGUAUUUCAGUAAUCUCUGUCCAGAGGUCAACAUGUUAAAUAUUUCCCUGUUGAUUAUCCUGGACCUCAAAGCUCCUCCUUUUAACCUUUUUGGGUCUGCAGAACCUGUUGACUCUUAGUACCACAGAAUAAUACAGUCGUACCUCAGGUUACAUACGCUUCAGGUUACAGACUCCGCUAACCCAGAAAUAGUGCUUCAGAUUAAGAACUUUGCUUCAGGAUGAGAACAGAAAUCGGGCUCCGGCAGUGCGGCGGCAGCAGGAGGCCCCAUUAGCUAAAGUGGUGUUUCAGGUUAAGAACAGUUUCAGGUUAAGAACAAAACUCCGGAACGAAUUAAGUACUUAACCCGAGGUACCACUGUAGAAGGGUCAUUCCAUGUCAAAUGAUCCAGGGACUUUUACCUUACAAUUUCAUAUUGCUUUCAUUUCCAGUUUCCUAAAAGUAGUAUAAGAGAAGCUACCUGAUCUCAGUUUUUAAUUUUUUAUUUCAUCCUGUUUUUGAGUUAUGAGGGUUUGAAAUUUCAAAAAAUUGACAAUUUUGAUCUUGCUGGACUACAUAAAAACCUUAAAAUCUCAGCCCAGGACUGAAACCCACCUUACCCAUGAUGUCAAGGCCAGGGCUUGGGCAAAGCCCACUUAAGCAGUUUCCAAAGUUCUGUUGGGAGCCUUUGAAAUGCUUCACAGAGUAGGGUGCAAAGGAUGGCAAUCCUGUUGGGUUAUGUGUGUGUUCCUGGUCUGGGUGUCCCACCCCCCCAUUCAUUUCAAGACUUUUCUCCUUUGAGUUUGGGACUUCAAAGCAGCAAAUCCCCUGACUUCAUUUGUGACAUCACGUGGUUGUCAAAUUUGACCCGUGAGGCAGAUCCUAAUAAUGAUACGGCCUUUGGAGUCAAAAGUGUUGCCAGGGACUGGAAAAAAUGGAACCUCUGCUGCAGUGGAUCUUAUCUCUGACUAAACAUAGGGAUAUAAUAAGGUUUACUUGCCGACUUUUUAUGGGGAAUACAGUACUUUUUAGCAGUAUAUGGAACAACCAUUUUAAUUUCAUUUGUGACAGAGUGUGGAAAGCAAUGGUACAUCAGCACUAAAGUCUCCUAGCAUGAAUUCAACUCAAAAGCCAUGCUUUAACAUUCUGGCUAUAGCAGCCUUUUUCCUGCUUGGGCCUUUUGCAACAGUAGAGUAUAAUAUUGUGUUCUGCAUGUCCUAAACUUUGCAGCUGUUUUCUUCCCAAGGGGCAUGCAUUAAUGACCGCUGUGAUAACCAUAAAUAUAUUGUCAUGAACUAAUAAAAACGUUUUGUCUUUCUUUCUUUCUUUCUUUCUUUCUUUCUUUCUUUCUUUUGUUCUUUCGCUCUUUCGUUCUUUCUGUAGAUUGUCUAGAAAGGAUAAAGCAUUUUUGUGGGAGAAGAGACAUUAUUGCCAUACAGAGCCAAGCAGCCUUCCAAAGAUAUUAGCCAGCGCACCAAACUGGGAUAUGACAAAUCUGUCUGAAAUAUAUUUGCUGCUUCAGCAGUGGCCUCCCUUACCUCCUCUGACUGCAUUAGAAUUGCUGGACUCCAAGUAAGUAACAAGUUCUGAACUAUGUUGUGCUAUUCUCUUCUUCAAGUGAGAAGUGCAAGUCACAUUCAUAAUUCAUUAACUUACUGUUUGCUGCUGUUUGCAGCCACACAAUUGUGUCCUUGGAGAUUGCAGAUGAUUACAUGUGCAUCUUGCAAGGCUUGGGGUUAUAAAUUGCUAUUUUUUUUAGUAGGCUUGUAGCCUGAUUACGGUGGUGCUGUGCCAGUACAUAAGUGGGAUGGAACAUGGUAGUCACCUCACCAGAACAUUACAGUGUUAAUGUUGACAUUGGAAGAAUGUUACAUAGUUUUGCAGGCGGAUUCACAAUUAGGAAUAUCCCUUAUUGGUACAAUCAAGUGUCUUUCCUGUUGUGUUCUACUGUAUGUACUGAUUUAGAGAGUCACAGAAUGACAGUGCAUUCUGAGAAACAUUUCAACAGUCCCCAUAUGGAGGCGAGGCUGCAAAUUCUCAAGACAAUUUUCUUUGUUCCCCUGCAAAUUAUAGCACAUUUUAUAUAUACCGAGAACUGGUUUAGAUUCCUCAUUAAUAAAAAUAAUUAUUUAUUCCAAAAACCACCAGGGAAGUAUGCUCUUGUCAAAGUUAAACGAAACACUGUUUGUUACAGAUGUUAUGCUUUGUAGCUUUGCAGAUCAGGAAGUAAGAACAAGAGCUGUGCAGUGGAUUGAGGCAAUUAGUGAUGAUGAACUUGCUGACUUUCUUCCCCAGUUUGUGCAGGUGAGAUGAAUGACACAUUUAAAUAUCUUGAAAGCGAAGGGGCAGGGAACUUGGCAUUUACUAAUUGCACACAAAAAAUAUGGAUCAUUUUGACGUUUUGAAAGUGUAGCAUUUAGAUACAGUGUUAUUUAGUCCAAUAAAUUCAAACUAUGGUUUGUAAUUUACCUGGUGUGAUUGGCAGUUGCUUUUAAAAGACAAACUGGACCUCCCUCCUUUUUCCCUAACCAUUUCCAUGCAUUCCUGGUUGCUUUUGCUACCCCUUUAAUAUAGACACCCUCCUUCCUUCUUGGCAAGGGCCAGAGAGAAGGGAAUACUGAAGGAUUAAUACCAGGCAAGGCUGUGUGCAUACAAUACUGGAGAAAUAUUUCCAAGGCUGCAAUGGAACUCAGUUCUUUGGUUCCUAUCUAAAAUGAUGAUAGUGAGCCUGCCCAAAUGCUAAGAUCAUUUGAGACUAUUUUCAGUGCCUCCUCCCCACAGCUUCUGAAAUUAGGCAGGCAGUGACUGAAGAGAAGCCUUUUCCAUCUGUGACACCCCACAUGUGAAAUGUCCAGGGAAGCUUUCCUGGUGCCAGAUGAAAACUUUUUAAUUUGCUUAGGCCCAUCAUCAUAUAAUUAAAAGCAGUUAAUUGUUGCUGAUCACAGAUUUUAUUGCGUAUGCUAGUUGUUGAUUGCCCAUUUGCUUAUAAGCCAGUAUAAAUUUUGAUUUAUAUUUAAAAUUCGUGUUUUGUAAGUAGUUCUAUUUUUCAUUGUUAUGGGAGGUGUCCAACAAAAGGGCAGAUAUUCUAAAUAAGUACAUAUUUUCUGAAUGAAUAGUAAUUUAAUCUGUGCUGAAUAGCUUAACAUACCCAGGAAUAUGGUUAUGGGAAUAGUUUCCCCCUUAAAAUAUCUGUAAAACUACAUGUGUCUGGUUGUAGUAAGCCACCUACAGUUGUGUUCACUGAGUAUUACAACUAUAUUUUAUACUAGUUCACUGUAGCCCCUCAAAUAGACAGCUGCUUUAAUAACUAUGUUGGUUAAAACUUGAUCUCUCUUAUAUAUUUAGGCACUAAAAUUUGAGACCUAUCUGGACAACGCUCUAGUCAGAUUCCUUUUGGCCCGAGCAUUAGGAAAUAUUCGAAUAGCACACUAUUUAUAUUGGUAAGAAGAUCUACAUUCUUUUUGUUAUCAGAUUUUUGUUCUAAGAUUUUAUAUUCCCAGACUUUAGCUAGUCUGAGAAUAUAAAGUAUAUUAUUAUUAUUAUAGAUCACAGUUCCUUAUAGCGUAGAAAAAUAUCUGCUGCCACCACUGGAAAUAUUUUUAAUUACGUGUUCUGAAAAACCAGGAGUGUACUUACUUUAUGAUGUCCUGGGCUGCUUCUUUCUUUUCCAGCAGGCUAACUUAUAUUGUAAAGUACCACAUUUUACAUCAGCCUUUUUCAUACUAGUGCAGUUAAUUCAUCAUUCUGUAUCCUAAGCAAGAUGAUGCUUCAUAAUGAAAACCCACGUACAAAGGGUAACAAAAUGAUAACACCAAUUUGACGUCAAAUGUAAUGUUCCACUACAAAUGUAGUGGAAGUAGCGUGGCCCUAACCCUGAGAUGAAAAGUAGUUUAUCUAUAACACUUUCUCUAAAGUUCCUUGAUAGGAGUCUUCUGUGGAAGCUGAAAACCCUUUUCUGCAGUACUAGAGAGAGCAUCUUAACUCUUAAUUCACAUUUCCUUGCCUAAUCCAUGGCAUGUUUACUCUGGUGUAAUUCCCACUGCCUACACUGAGGCUUACUUCCUUGUAUUUAGGAUUGUAGCCUCUCUCCCUUCACACCUUUUCUUGCAUUGCUUGUGUUGUAUGUGUCAACUAAUACUGUGUUCUGUGGCACUUUAUAAUCUAGUUACUGCAGCAGGAAAUUUAGUAGCCUAUGGAGGGUGUGUGUGUGCAGUUUGUGAAGAAAACUAAUCUAAUAUUACGUAAUAUUUCAGGUUACUGAAGGAUGCCUUGCAUGAUAUCAAACAUGGUGUAAGGUAUGAGCAUAUCCUUGGUGCCUUCCUUUCAGUCUGUGGCAAAGGAUUGAGAGAAGAGUUGGAAAAGCAGACAAAAUUGGUACAGAUUCUGGGAACCGUAGCAGAAAAAGUAAAACAAGCAAGUGGAUCUUCCAGACAGGUUUGUUACAUUAGGAAUAUAUAUUUGUAUGUGUAUUGCUAAUUAAAAUCACUUCUCAAUCCAGGUAAAUUUUAACCUUGUACUGUUCAUUAACAGAUUGUCUUACAAAGCGGAAUGGAACGUGUUCAGUCCAUUUUCUUAAAAAACAAAUGCCGUUUGCCUCUCAGUCCCAGCCUUGUAGCUAAAGAACUGAAUGUCAAGGUAUGGUGUGUCUCUAGACUUCUAAUCCAGUAUAAUAUGUAUGUGCUCACAUCUAGUAUACAUGCAAGAAUAACCAGCAGGAAAGAGCAAAACUGCUUGGCGGGCAUAGGGCAAAUGACUUGAAACUGUAAAUGAUUAAAACCAUUGUUGGAUGAGACGAAAGGUCAAUCAGUCCAGUUUCUAAUAUUAGCCAGACAAGUCCCUCUGGGAAGUUCACAGUAUGGCAUGAAGUCAAGCACUCCUCCCUUUAUCUCCCUAGGAUAUGACACUUGGAAUCAUGUUGCCUCUGUAUAUGGAAGUUCCAGUAAUAACCAGAAGACAGAACCUAAAAUUCUCUGUAUGGGAAUUUUCGACACAGAUUUUGAAAGUGCUAAAGAAAAUAAGACCACCGUAAUUAGAAAUACGCAUACAGUUUUUGCAUAAUCUCAUCUUGACUUCAGUGCUUUGUGAAAUUUGAAGACAAAUACAGUCAUACCUUGGAAGUCGAACCGAAUCCGUUCUGGAAGUCUGUUUGACUUCCAAAACAUUUGGGAACCAAGGUGCAGCUUCCAAGGCAGGAAGCUCCUGCAGCCAACCAGAAGCCGCGAUGGAUGUUCAGGUUCCAAAGAACGUUCGCAAACCGGAACAAUAACUUCCAGGUUUGCGGUGUUGGGGAACCAAAAUGUUUGUCUCACAAGGCGUUCAACUUCCAAGGUACGACUGUACUGAGGUACCAUUGUACUAAACUGUCAAAUAAAUUUGCGUAGAUGCACAGCUGUAGGAAGAAACAGGAAGUUGUUGAAGCCAUAUUCCUUUGCAUGUCCCCGCCCCCCAUGCAUUCAUGAGCGUGGGAUAAAUCUUAUUUUUUUUUAAAAAAAGGAUACAUUGCUAAUAAGAUACAAAAUAAGUAACAAUAAAAGGAGGGAGAAUGAACAAUAUAGAUAAAUGUGUAUAGUAAAUGCAAGCAGAUUUUUUAUUUAAAAAGCUUUAUAAUACUGUUGGAACAUACUUUGCUAUUUUUAUAAUGAGGCACUAGGGUUAGAUGAUACAAUGCAAAUCUCUGUAAAUCUGUCAUCCUCACUUCAUCAAUAUGGCCAUGAGAAAUAACAAAAAGAUAUUGCUUUUAAGUUGAGCUUCUGUAUCCUUUGUGGUUCCCUUGUUUGCUAGUUUAGCGAAAUUAAUUAUAAUAUUUUCUUGUAAGGAUUGCUGGAGCUCUUUGGUUGCCUCUGUAUUGCUAGUUAGUCUACUGUUGCAGUAAUUAAAGUAAAUUGUAUUUUGCAGGCAUGUUCCUACUUCAGUUCUAAUGCAGUACCUCUUAAACUUGCUCUGGUGAAUGCAGAUCCCUUGGGAGAAGAAAUUAAUGUCAUGUUUAAGGUACAUUUUUUCAGCAUGUGUUUGACAGACAUAUUUUUGUGGUAACAAAAAUUUGAUAAAUCUUUUAAAACUAGUUAACUUUAUGAUACAUACCUAUGGCAUGUAUGGCUUUGCAGUAAAGUAAUUGGGUGGGGGGUACCAAUACAGCUACUUGCCAAGCGACCCUAGGUAUGCCUCUGAAGGAGCUAUAGAUGGCAACGAAGCCCUGAGCACAGAAUGCUGUUCUCUGAGUUUUUGAGGUUUUUCCAGGCCUUUCCCAUUCAUCUUCAAAUAAGAAGUACUGAAUUUUCUAGCCAAACAUCCAUUUCUGGUCAUGUGCAGAAACGUAGUUGACUAUACACACCCCAGCUUAUGACACAUGUCCUGUUGAAAGUCACUCUCUCUAUUUGCAUCCUUACUUUUGUUCUAGGUUGGAGAGGAUCUGCGUCAAGACAUGUUGGCGCUGCAAAUGAUAAAAAUUAUGGACAAGAUCUGGUUACAGGAAGGACUGGACCUGCGGAUGGUUAUCUUCAAGUGCCUUUCAACUGGCAAAGAUAGAGGUGCAAAGCGUUCGUAGUUCCCAGAGCAUAAUGCCUUCCAUGCCAUCUAGAGUUUGGUCUGCUUUUCGUGUCUGUUCCCAGUGGGAACACAGCUUUAGCAUGAUUGCUCUAAAGCCUCUGCCUCAAAAGUAUGUCUGCAUUUGCAGAGCAAGCUAGAGGAGCACCUUGCAAGUGUAGUAGUAGCAUCUUUGGGGGAUGACAUAGACAGAGCUAUCUGAUAUAAAGCACCCUCCUGCAGUUUCAGCUGUGUCUGAAAUCAGUUGGAUAAAGUGUUAACAUGGAUGUAAAGGAAAUUCUAUCCCAUAUGAAGAAAUCUCAAAUAUAUGAUUGGAGAGGAGAGCUAAAAAUUGUAAGGAUUCUGCUGCUAGCAACUUCUAAGUCUAAAACUGUUAACGUCUUUUUGGUUAUCUAAAAAGUAUUGAUUUGAUUUAAAGAUCAAUUUGAAUGAGCACGGGUACAAAUAUUUCAUGUCAUGCAACAUUAUUUGUCAGCAAGCACUUUGGAUUCACAGAAGUAUUUCUUUAAAAUGUUUGAAGUUAAGACUUAAUUUAAUCCAUUAUAGAAAUAGAGUAAAAAUCCUGUAUGCCUGACAGUAAAUAUUUUUUUGCUUAUUGGAUUUAAGGUUUGGUGGAGCUUGUUCCAGCUUCAGAUACACUUAGGAAAAUUCAAGUAGAGUAUGGAGUGACAGGGUCCUUUAAAGAUAAGCCCCUUGCAGAAUGGCUAAGAAAAUACAACCCUACAGAAGAAGAAUAUGAAAAGGUAACUUUAAUAUGAAACUGAUGCUGGGAAAACGCACAUGGAGCCAGGCCACCUCUCCUCCUCCCUGCCCCCUGACUUUUCCUUUGCACACCAAGGAUUACUGUCUGAGUCCUGCUUCCCUCUUUCCUUAAAAGAGCCCUACUGUGUCAGUUUAUCUAGUUCAGCAACCUGCUUCUUGCAGUGGAUAGUCAGAUGGCUUUAUGUUUUUCAUAAACUUUCCAUUGUUUUAAAGUAUAUUUUAUGUAACCCAUUCUGAAGACCAUUCAGUGAGCGGGAGGCUAUAAGUAAAUAUGGCUUCAGAACAUGAACUGAUUAUGAUAUGUAAACUGCCCUGUGAUGUUUGGAUGAAGGUACACACACACACGUUAUGAGAUGUAGAGUAAUCGUUGUUAUUGAGAAAAGGGCAUAGCUCAGUGGGAGGGCACAUAUAUUGCAUCUAUAAAGUCCAGCUUCACCCUCUGACAUCAGAAGCAGAGAUAAUGACGUUGAUGUUUAGAUCCUAGAAAAUAGCUUCUGUCUGAACUAGGUGGACAAGGAUGUUACUUAAGGCAAGCUUUAUUUUCUUGGGGGGGAAAUGGUUAGUAGGCUUAGCUUAAUUUUUAAAUAUAAGAUGCUAAAUAUUUAUUCUAGCAUUUGUUUAUUUUAAAAGGAAACUCUUCUAUUGUGCCUUGGGGUGGUCACUUCAGUGCUGCUAAUGCAGCAGUUUGACUUCACCCCCAGAGGCACAUUCCAUUGUCUCUCGAGACAGAUGGAUGCCAACCAACUAACCAGCCAGAUUCUGUUGUGAUGUUUAGAAACUCCUGUUGAAGUACAUAACAGUUUUUUUAAAGCAAAUAUUACAUAUUAGAAAGAAAAGGAAGAUCUACAGUAACUUUAUUACUAUAUUACUUUGAUACUUUUUAUUCAAAUUUUAGUGCAAUUUUUUUGUUACACUUCCUAAUUGCGCAUGUUUCCUAUUAAUUUGUAGAAGCCAUUUUACUGUGUGCCUUAAUACGUUUUUAACUCUUCAGGUUUUCUCUCCCCUAACUCUUCUUAACACUGCUAAAACCUACUUGCAACACCUGGCACAAGAUGGUGCUUACUCUUUUCCAGUUGAUCAUAUUACCCAAUUAACUUCUCAAAAAUUAAGCAAAACUUAAUACAAUCCUUAAAAGUCCCUAAUUAUGUUCUAUUUGAGUGAUUGGCAGUUCUGCUACCACACUUGACUUAUGUAUGAUAAACCACAGUAGUAUUCUCCAAGUAGUAAAUUAGUAGUAAAUUAGAUUGAAUCUAACUUAACAUUUAUUUUUCCUUUUACUAGGCUUCUGAAAACUUCAUAUAUUCUUGUGCUGGGUGUUGCGUGGCCACCUAUGUCCUAGGUAUCUGUGACCGUCACAAUGACAACAUCAUGCUUCGAAGUACAGGACAUACAUUCCAUAUUGAUUUUGGAAAGUUUUUGGGCCAUGCACAGAUGUUUGGGAGCUUUAAGAGGUAUGAUUUCAAAGUAAAAUUUGAGGCUUCACUAUACAGCUAACUUUACAGCUAUAGUAAUGAAUGGUCUUGAAAAGAUCGAUAGCUUUCUGUGGCAGUAUGCUCUGUUAGCUGUAACUUUUCUUCCAAAAUAAUGUUAAAUAUGACAGUGUAUGAUUGCCAUACAGACUCUGCAUCUGAUAAAUAGAGCUACAUUGAUCUUAUUUCGACCUAUGAAAAUAUACAAAGAAGGGAAGCGGGCUGUGGGCCACUGAUACACUCUGAACCAUUUGCUUACAGCAGUUGCUUCCUUCUCCAUUUUGCACAAUUUGCAGAGUUCCUGUGAAAUUCCCUCACGUUAGAAGUUUAGAAAAUGAAAUUUCAGUACUUAAAAAUCUGUAUUUAAUUUAUCUCUUCUUUCUAAAGGGAUCGGGCUCCUUUUGUGCUGACAUCAGAUAUGGCCUACGUUAUCAACGGUGGUGAAAAACCUACCAUCCGUUUCCAGUUGUUCGUAGAUCUCUGCUGCCAGGCUUAUAACUUGAUAAGGAAACGAGCCAACCUUUUUCUUAACCUCCUAUCACUGGUAAUAGUUUUUGUAUUGUAGGAGGUUUCACCAAAUAAGGCAAGAGGCUUCCUCUCCUCCUGCAACCUCUGUUCCAGACUGUCCCUCAAUCUUCAGAGCAUAUUUUGGAAAAGGGGGUGCAGGAUGCUGAAGCAGAGAGGAGAGGAUGGGGAAGUUCUGUUUCUGGGAGGGGAAGUCAGUUGUGCAAGUGGGCUUGUAACCCUUGGAUGUUUUCAAGUGAAUGGUUCUUGUGCUUAAAGACAACUACGUAGUGUUAAGUGCAGGAAACUGCAUAUUAAAUUUAUGUCAUAAUGACUGCAGUAAUAAAAUCUGGAAAUGCUAUUUUAAAAUAUAGUACUGGUUUGGUUUGGUUUGGUUUGGUUUGGUUUGGUUUGGUUUGGUUUGGUUUGGCUGUACCAGUGAAUAUUUGAUCUUCUCCAUUUUUAAAACAUAUCUGUUCACUCUAUAGAUGCUCUCUUCUGGAUUACCAGAACUUACUGGAGUUCAAGACUUGAAAUAUGUCCAGGAUGCUCUUCAACCCCAAACUACAGAUGCUGAAGCUACAAUUUUCUUUACAAGGUACCACUUUUUCUUUUCUUUUUACAAAAACCUUAUUUAUGCAUGUUCAUCAGUUUUAAUAAAGUAGGUGUGAUCAAUUCUGUGAUCUAUGAAAAUAGUUUUCCUUUUUACUCCAAUUAAGCAAAUGUACUGUACAUCUCAAAGGCAAUGAACAUGAUCUGAUUCCUCCCCACUUUUUUGUUUUUUAGGUUGAUUGAAUCAAGUUUGGGAAGUGUUGCCACAAAGUUCAAUUUUUUCAUUCACAACCUUGCUCAGCUGCGUUUUUCAGGCCUGCCUUCCAAUGAUGAGCCCAUCCUCUCUUUUUCUCCCAAAACAUACUCGCUUAAACAAGAUGGUCGUAUCAAAGAAGUGUCUGUCUUUACAUACCAUAAGCGAUACAACCCAGAUAAAUAUUAUGUAAGUAUGUGGAUCCAUACUGUGUCUUAAGAUUUCCAGGUUUUGCCAUUUUUCAUUUUAUUAUUGGUGCAACGUGCAAAGUCCUGAAGCUGUUGCUUCUCCACAAAUAUUGCCUAUGUAUUAUCUUGGAACUUGACAUCAGGUUCAUCAAGACAUUUAACUGUGGGGUGAAAGAAGUAGUUUGUUACUUUAUUAAGAAGGGUUCCAGCCAGAGAGGCAGUUGGCCAUGGAGAAGCUCCCUUCAUUCCAUAACGGGAUAGACUCUGAAAUCCUGAAUGUGUGUGUGUUCUUUUGCCUUGCAUGCUUCUGCAGAUCAGGAAGCCAUGGCCAGUUCCUGUCUGCCAUCAUUCAGUGUUUAUAUAACAGCUUAGCAAUACUAUUUCAACAGCUCAGGAUCCCAGGUUAUGAUCAGUCUGAAUUGCAUUGUCCACAAAUCUAAGUGCCAAGCUUUAAUUCCACAAUCUAACAUUACAAGGGAAGCAUAUUUCCAGGAUAGUGUCAUACAGUAGAAAAUGAAUUCUGUAAAUGUUGGGUGGGCCUGCUCUGCUUUUUUGGCUUCCUGUUCAUAUACAUAGUGUGCGCACACACCCUGUCACAGCAAACAUAAAACCAAUGUAACCUUGAAAAUAGCUUGCAGCCUGUCACUGCUGCUUUUCUCAUUAAUGAAACUCCGCUUUCCUGCCCUCUUGUGUAAGAGCUUUGAGGACCUAUAAUUCUGAGGAAGAAACCUGUAUACACACUUGCAACACCUGGUACUGAAAUUAUUAUUGUUCUUUUUGUGUAUUUACAUGCUUGACACAAUGACAUUCUGUCUUUGCUUUCUUUUGUUGGAUGAUGGGAAAUAGAUAAAAUGAAGAAUUUAUGUGUGUGUGUUUUUAAAAGUUAUUAAAGUGUGUUCCUUUCUGAUUUGGCAGAUCUAUGUUGUCAGGGUUUUAAGAGAGGGGCAAAAUGAACCCACGUUCAUUUUUCGGACAUUUGAUGAAUUCCAGGAAUUCCACAACAAGCUUGGCAUCCUAUUUCCUCUUUGGAAGUUACCAGGGUAGGUUCCUAAAACUCAAUUAAAUAUAAACAAAGUAAUUUGAAAUCCACUGAGCUUUCAUGUUUUGCAACAAUUAAAUUUUCUCAGUAACAUUAAAAAGUGGACAUAGCAAUAGUUCAAUGUGUAAUAUCUAUGCUAUGCCAUGCUAUGCCCAUCAGCCAUAGCCUUUCCUGUGAACUGAGGCUCACUUCCUGGGAUUAUACACAAGUGAAGUGUGAAAGUUAACCUUUUAUGAAAUACAUUUCCCCAUGUAUGCAGUACUCUUAAAUUCCAGGAGCUAGGCUGUGAGUAUACAACACUUUGUUGUAACUGGCUCUGAAGGAAAGUAUCAAAGAAGGAUACAGAACAGUCACUGUAGUUCCAUAGCCCUAAAGCCUUCAUUUAUUUCAGUAUCUCCUUAAGUUCUGUUGAGCUUUUUACUUUUUGUAAAAGUAGUAGUAGCUUCUCCCUGAAACAAACUGUAUUUCACGACUCAUUUUUUAAUUGAGAAAAGAAUAUCAUUUUAAAUUAGUCUAAAAUUCUGCCCGGGUCACAGACUGGUAUACAGUUUUCUGCCAUUCUUAAGGAUAUGGUGUGUCAGAAUGACUCAAAGGAUGUUAUAGUAACAUACUAAGGGUAACAUGCAGUGCUGGUCAUCCACCAUUUAUUUCAGCAGGUCGGCUCUGAAUAUGACAUAGAUGUCACACACAGAACUUUGCCUAGUAAUAGCUAUUAAUUGUUGCUCAGUUCUCUUGAGUAAUGCAGACACAUGAGAAUUUAUUUUCUGUAUUUGUCAUUUCAUUUCUGAAAGGGACUACAACAGUUGAUGAUGCUUGAGUAUUUGCUUUCAGUGAUUUUAGAAAAGGGAGAGGGUUCAGAAGGGUGGAAAAUAUUUCCUUGGAGCAUGUGUGUUGCCAUGUUACCUUAUACUUGGAGUACUCUUGAUAUAGUAACAAAUACUGGACAGCUGACAACAGUAUAAUUUGCAGUGUUCCUUCUGUUCUAUUGUAAGAUUGUCCAAGCUUUUGGACCAACUCAUAGAUUAUACUAGUAUCUUGUCUUACAGUCUUGGAAGUAUUUGUUUACUUCAGCAAAAGCUAAAUACUGAUUGUUGCUACUUACUCUUGUUAUUAAUGUUGUGUUCAUUGUGUCUAUAUUGCAGCUUUCCUAGUAAGAUGGUUUUAGGAAGAACACACAUAAAGGAUGUAGCAGCCAAAAGGAAGGUGGAACUGAACAGCUACAUACAAAGUUUAAUGAAUGCAUCUGCAGAUGUUUCGGAGGUAGUUCUACAAAGUAAUAUAAACAUCAUUGUUUUAAUUCCUUUAUGUUGGGUACAGUCACCUCAUAAUAACAUUUUGUCUUUCCACAUCUAGUGUGAUCUUGUUUAUACAUUCUUCCAUCCCAUACUUCGUGAUGAAAAAGCUGAAGGAAUAGAUGGAAUAGCCAAGUGUACAGGUAAGAAUAUCACUUUUAAAGAAGAAAAGGCAACUUGGAUCGUGUCCUGAAAAGUGAAAAUAUUUCUUGUAGUUACAUUCUAUCAAGCACAAAAAGGGAAAUCAUAAAGACAGGAGUACAUAUGUAUUGAACUAGUUAUUGAACAUUUCAGUCAUUCCUCCCCCACCCCCUAGUUUUUCCUAGCAUACAAACCAAUAAUUCAAAAUAACUUGAGUGUGAAUAAAAAUAUUUACCUGUUUAAAGUGUCCUUGAAAGAGAAUGUAUCUCAAAACAUUUACAUUUGAGGGUUUCUUUUUCUAUUUUAAAAUACAAGUUCAAUGAUUUUGUGUGCUGGUUUUCUUCUCCCCUCCCCUUUUUUUGCUUCAUUUCUUAUUUCAUAUUGAAUAGAAGAACCAGCAAAUAGAAUAUAUUUCAACAAAUGUCACAUUUCUCAUUUUGCCAAAGAAGUCCACCCAUGAAUAAAUGUCUCCCUUCUACACUCAUCUGUAAUUUAAGCUCUGUGGGAAAUUGUCAAACCACAAACAUAUUGGUAUAAAGUAGUGAAAGUUUUUGAUGGAGAGGAGGUGAAUUUGUUAUCUAAUAAAGUGUGUGUGAUUUGUCCAGUGGGCUUUGUGCAGUUCACUCUAUUUUGUCACUAUCUCCUCAAUAACAGUUUGUUGGAUUCAUCUCUGAUAGUGUAACCUUAUUAGACUUUACCGAUUGGUGGGCUCUGCAUUGCUCCCAGGAGGGAGGGAGGAAGUCAGAUGACACCGAGGGUUGGUUCAGAGAAAGAGUUCUUUAUUUCUGCUCUCCAGAACAGCAGAAGGGCACUCGCGUGGUCAGUCCACAGCAAGUCCAAAGAAAUGAGAAAUUUCAUGCAGUAUAUAUAUCCUCCAGGCACCCUCUCCCUCUUCCCCAGGAAUCCAACCACGUCAGCCUAUACACGCAGGUUGACAUUACAUGUGUUCCUGCUCCGGUAUUCUUAACAAUAAAAGGGUUUUCCUUCCUGUACUUCUGACCAUAAAAGGGUAUUCCUGUUCCUACUCUUAUCUUGGAGCAAGAGGUCACCAACUCCAAGAACACGCUCUGACGCUGUUCCCAGACUAGGUCUGUGCGUCAGUGUGGUCAGGACGUAAGAUAAGACCUAGACGUGUCAUCCCUGUUCUACUGGAACAACCAAGGUCAUCCUUGCCGUCAUGAACUGAUAAAGGAGAGGGCUCUGAGCACUUGUUUAUACAACCGGGUUUUUGUUUAUACAUUGACUCAGAGCUCGUUAAUGGAUUUUAGCUAAGGAAAAAUAGGGAUUUUGGUGCCUGUUUUAAACUGCCUUCACAGUCAGUUUUUGGUUUGGGAAACCCAUUCCUUCAAUAGUAAUGUGAUACAGUAGUGCCUCGCAAGACGAAAUUAAUCCAUUCCGCGAGUCUCUUCGUCUUGUGGUUUUUUCGUCUUGCGAAGCGCGGCUUAGCGGCUAUUAGCGGCUAUUAACGGCUUAGCGGCUUAGCAGCUAUUAACGGCUUGGCGGCUUUAAGAAAAAGGAAACAAACUCGCAAGACAUUUUGUCUUGCGAAGCAAGCCCAUAGGGAUAUUCGUCUUGCGGAACGACUCAAAAAACGGAAAACUCUUUCGUCUAGCGAGUUUUUCGUCUUGCGAGGCAUUCGUCUUGCGGGGCACCACUGUAUUACAUGUUGUCAUUUCAAGUAGUCAGAACUCCAUAAACUGGCCUUUUCAGGAUGACCAGUACUGAUCACAGAGAGUGCUUUUCUCUCACAUCCCAGUUACCCAUGGUGCCACUCUCUGAUAGCAGGGAAUGAUUUUCCCUCUGUGGGAAAAGGGAAUGACAAGUGCACAGGUUAGAUAACGUUCUGACUAUGGAUUGUAGAGGGAAAUAUCAUUCUGCCUUUUCUUUUUUUAAGAUGUGAGCCCUUCAAGUCCUACCUCGGGCAAAGUAGGAGGAGAAGUUAAACUAUCUAUCUCCUAUAGAAACAGCACUCUGUUUAUCAUGGUGAUGCACAUUAAGGAUCUGGUAUGUACAAAACUGGAAAAUGCAUAUGAUAGUUCAUAGUAGAUUUUGGUGACAAGUAGUUUGCUCUUACCAAUAGUUAUUUCUAAGGGUAUGAUCCCUAUGAUAAAAAUCCCUGUGUUAUUUAAACAGCAACGCCAGUGUCUUACUUUAUUUCAGUAUGGUUGAUGGUUGUUUCUUACAUCAGAGAUGUGCUCUCAUUCUCAGGUGACUGAUGAUGGCACAGACCCAAAUCCAUAUGUGAAAACAUACCUGCUUCCGGACAUACAUAAAACCUCUAAACGGAAAACCAAGAUAUCACGGAAAACAAGAAAUCCAACAUUCAAUGAAAUGGUAAGCUGAAAUAAGCUAUGUAUAAUAUUCGGUGGCUUUUCAAAGCAAAUCCAUGUUACAUAGCUAUAACUGAUGGAACACAUCAGUGGGCCCCCAUUGAAUUGCCCCAAUGGGAGUAAGAAACAUACUCUAAAUCACAUCUAUCCUGCAGCUGCCAUAACACAUGCUGUAUGAAACAGCUUAGGGCCAGAAUAUAUAUAUGUCUGGCUGUACAAUUUUCCAAUUGCUUUUACAUCCCAAUAUGCCUUAAGCUAUUAAGAGAAGUCUACCACCUUUUCAGGGUGUUCGGUGUGGAUCACAGAGAAUGCUUUUCUCUCACAUCCCAGUUAACCAUGGUGCCACUCUCCAAUAACAGGGAAUGAUUUCAAAAAUUGGGAGGUUAGCUUUAUCCUUGAAAGCACUGUAUCCCUGUUUAUGAAUUCGGAGUGGGAGAGGAGAGCCUCUUCUAAAAUAUUUUCUUCAAGCAAGAAUCCAGUGCCAGGAUUUUUCCUGAAAAUCUGCCUCUUUAAAAAAAAUUAUUCUCAGUCUUCUGAAUGUUACAGUUAAAACAAUGGAAUAUGAAAUUGGGGGUGAAGGUAGGGAAGGAACUUUGCAAGUCCAUUUUUAAAGCUUAUUUUUACAAGCCUGUUUUCAGUAGAUCAAAUCACUGAGGUCUUAAACUGUACACACUUGGGGGAGUGGGUAAGCUCAAUUUGGUUCACUGGUAUUUACUUCUGAGUAGAUAACCAAAAGGUUACAAAGGGCUUGUGCAGGCAAUCUGGUGAUCCUUGUACGUCCCUCUUCCUCUCUCCCUCCUGUCCCUCUACCCCAACAAAUCUCUUCUGCCUAGGGGGUGGCAGACACUAGAAAUACACCACUGCAACUGCAUUUAAGCUAAGAUGUUAGAAUAUUUGUGAACAAUCCUUGACAGCAGAGCAAAUAAGGCAAUGACUAAUUGAAGAAUUUUUCAUCUAAUAUAGGUGGGUGGGUAUAGGUGGACAUCUAAAUCCAUAUAUUCACAGCUGAAUGAAGCAUUCCAGAUAUAUUUAUGGAUUAAUCUAAGGGUGUGCCCACGAUUACAGGUGUCCCCACAUGACGAUAAUCUGUUGAGUGGGGAUUUAAAAUGAAUGCAGACACUUGCUGUUGUAAUCCCAGGGGAUGCAGAUGGGAAGUGUGUGCAUGGAAAUCAGGGACAUGUAACUAUGUUGACAUUGUCGCUUUCCAACUUUCAUCACUAAUUAAACUAUUGCCCUUCAAAGGGUAGGUGCUAGUUCAGGGAGUGGAAUGUUUUGAAACAUAAAUUAGUGAGCAUAUUCCAGUAUUUAAUAAAAGGAUUUAAAAAAACAACAACCCAACACCAUUCCCACUCUAAAUGAAUGAAGGUCAAAAGAAAUACACCAGGAUCCGUUCCAGAGCCCUGUUUGCAUCCUGAAGCGAAUGUAACAUGCACGCACAGGUCACAUUUCGCUGCUUUCACGCAUGCGCGUGACGUCAUUUUUAGCGUCUGCGCAUGCGCGAGCGAUGAAACCUGGAAGUAACGCGCUCCAUUACUUCCGGGUCGCCAUGGAGUACAACCCCAAAAUGCUUAACCUGAAGCGUAUUCAUCCCGAGGUAUGACUGUACCUUAAAAACAUACAUUUGUGUUCAGGUACCAGCUGGUGGCGGGUACCAGCGGGUGGCGCUGUGGUCUAAACCACAGAGCCUAGGGCUUGCCAAUCAGAAGGUCGGCGGUUCGAAUUUCCGUAAUGGGGUGAGCUCCCAUUGCUCGGUCCCAGCUCCUGCCAACCUAGCCGUUCGAAAGCACAUCAAAGUGAAAGUAGAUAAAUAGGUACCACUCCGGUGGUAAGGUAAACGGUGUUUCCGUGCACUGCUCUGGUUCACCAGAAGCGAUUUAGUCAUGCUGGCCACAUGACCCAGAAGCUGUCUGCGGACAAACGCCUGCUCCCUUGGCCUAUAGAGCGAGAUGAGCGUGCAACCCCAGAGUCGUCCGCAACUGGACCUAACGGUCAGGGCUACCGUUACCUUUACCAUAUACCUAUCUUCCAUAUGGCUGAUUGAGGCAGAAGGUUACCUCAGUCACCCAGCAAAUGGUAAUAAGCCUAGGAGUAGAAAAUAAAAGACGUAUUCUAUACAGGGUAUUCUAUACUUACUCACCAUCAGUUUUUGUAACUUAAUCCUGGAUGUUUUGUAAAUAAACUGUCUUGGCUUUCAUUGUUUAUGAAUUACUGUGUGGUUUUUUUUUAUAUAGCUUGUAUACAGUGGAUAUAGCAAAGAGACCCUAAAGCAAAGGGAACUUCAGCUAAGUGUACUCAGCGCUGAAUCGCUGCGUGAGAACUUUUUCCUGGGCGGUGUCACACUCUCCUUAAAGGAAUUUAACUUGAACAAGGAGACUGUCAACUGGUAUCGACUUGCUGCUGUACCAUAUUUGUGAACCUGGCAGCUGAGAGAGGUGAAAAUAAGAACAGAAUUGAAUAAACUCAACUUCACCCAUAUUUGGUCACUUUUUCCUACUUGAAGAUAACUCACACACUUUAACAUAAAACAUGGCAAUUUGGCAGAUUGCUGUUGGACCAGCCUUCACAAAGUUUAAACAGGGCUUCUGGAAAACCAGCUCUGCUUCAUGCUUUUACUGUAAUAAUAUCCAAGCAUUGCUGUAAAUGAAUUGUAUAAAUUUAAUAUCUGUGGAUAAUGAAGUUAUAAACCUUGACUAGAUGUUCCAAAUUAAAUCUAAGGGGUGUUUCUUUUUUAAUUAAAAAAAUAGAUUAGAUUCAGUCACAUUUGAAUUGUUUGCCUGUUGAUACAUUGGAAGCUUGCUUUAUGCUGCUGUUAUCGGACACAGUACCAUGUCAAAAAAUAUCAAAGUAAAAAAAAAAAAAGAUUGCUCCUUGUCAGAAAAGAGUUAGUGGCUGCACAAACUGUCAAAAGGGAGAUUUAAACAGACAGCUGGAGAUGCUCCUUAGUGAGCAUUUGGACUCAUUAAAUCUCUUUGAGGCUAUUAUCAGAAUGAGUGCCAGUAAUGGAAGUAAUAAACAAUGGUGCCUUAUUUUGUCAUUCAGCUGCUUCUUAUACCUCAUUUCUGAUAAUUGUUUCUAAAACACUUUUUUAUCCAGCUUUUUUUUAAAAAAGAAUGAAUGUUUGCUCACAUGGUUUGCUAUAUAAAUACUUCAUUUAACAUUCCUCCCCCCUUUUAAGUUUAUUCAGCUUCCUUAAGUCAAACUCAGAUGGCACCAAAAUGUUAAAUGCUUAUCCAGUUGACUUUGAUCAUUUUUGUGCGCCCUUAAGUUAUACCUUGAUAAACGGCCACAUUAAGAUAUACAUUGAAGCUAUUUUAUGCCAUGGUUUGCUGCAUAGCACAUAUAUUUCCAGAAAGUAAAUGUUAUGGGCUAUGCAUUAUUUGGUAGGGAUUUGGGAUUCUGUUUCCAGGUCACUUUAAAGAGCAGAAGAGCAUAGUAUCAGCUGCCGGUUGAGAAUAAGUUGCACUAGAAACUUUGGGUGAUGUGAUUGGGCACAAUAACAGUUUUUCAGUCUAUGAGCACUAAAAGAGUAAUCCAAGCACCUUAUUCACUCCAGUAGAAACUGACUUGCUAAAAUGCGUGGAAGAUGCUCUGCACCACCUUUUAGUGGAUUGCACUCUGAAUCCACUGAUUUUAAUUGUGUUCUAGUUUUCUACAUUUGUGUGAUACUUAGGGAUAGGUUGCUAUAAAUAAAAAUUACUAACUGGUAAAACGAAGAUUUAAAAAAGCUGAUGUAGGAAGUGUUUAAAUUGCACCAUGGCCAAUAUCCAACAUACUUUGAGUAUGCCCAGUGAAAUCAAUGGACUCAUAAUUUAAGUCCAUUAAUUUUAUUGGGUCUACUUUGAGCAUGACCUAGUUGGAUAUCACCUGAUACAUUUAAAGCUAAAGCCCAAAUACUUCUGAAUAAAGCUGAUCUCUCAACUGUCCGUAAUAAUGAGCUUAAAGCAAAAUUAUGCAAUGAUAAAGGAGGAUAAAGUAGACAAUGACAAUCUUUAUUUGCCGGGCAACUGAACUAAAAUGUGAUCUAAUUUAUUUACCCUAAAGCAUAGUGAGGUCUCCAUUUUCGGACCUAAUAUUAAGAAGUGCAAGGGAGAAAUGGGAAUAACAUUUUGCUGCCUGAAAUAUUUGUGGUCCAAUUGUACAAUAAAACCUUGGAAUAUUUCUCAGUGUCAAAAUUACAUUGUGGCUAACAAAAGCUACUUGAGGUUUAAAAAGUCCUGGUUUUAUUAGCUUUGAGUUCAGUAUGUAAAUAGUAACCUAUAUAUAAACUAACUAGAUUGUAUUUCCUGCUCACUUGAUGCUUUUUGAGAUGCAUUCCAUUUCAUCAAUAGAACCACAACCAGACAGGAAAGUAGACUACUGUUUUUGUGAAACGUUCCAUUAAAUUACUGGAAGCAAUAUGUACUGCUUUUUUGCAGUCUGCUACUAGAGCACAGUAUGUUACAGCACAAAACGCAACAUUAAAAAGACUCUUGGCUGGAUGCUGGUUAGAAUAUGUAUGCUAUCUAAUGGUAGCAUUUGCCAGUGUUUGUCCAUGCCUGUGCCUUUGCCCACCUUCACCACUUUUCAAAAUAAAGUACACGUUGGUAGAUUCUUAAACUUUUCUUCAUUUACCAUUAAGAACUGUAGAGGAACAACAUUAAUUUUGCAUCUCUUGAAUUAUUUAUAGUGGUGUGAUACACAACAGAUGAUUAUCUUAGUUUGGUAUACACAAAAGGGGAGGAGGGAAUAAUUGGGUUAACAUUUAACACUUUCAUGUUUUUAAAAUGUGGUCUUACUGGCAUUUUAUACAUUGUUAAUCAAAGAAAAUCUUAUGCAACAUGUAUGGACUGCAGCUAGAAAGAAAAUUGUUUCUAUGUACUUUUGAGGAAAACAUCUUGCUGUAAGAAAAAUGACCUCCACGUUUUCUGUACUAAAUAACCUGGCUAUGACUUUGCACUGAAUUUUUUAAAUAUUACUGCUUUUUUAUGAUCUACACAUAUAUAUGAAAGCUCAAGAGAUCUUUGAUAUUUCUCUAUUUUUAAAAUUAAAAUGGUGCAGAAAUCUUAGUAUGUUGCCUUAAAAACCUGAUUGCUCUUUCUAGGAUACUAUACAGUGCAGCUUUCAAAUUGAAGAAAUUUUAUUUCUGGUAUUUGCUGAGUUACGGGCACAGUAUAAUGCAGAGUUAUGUAUGCUUAAGCUCAUUUACACCAAUGGACUUAAGUCUGUUUGUUUUAGAUUGUAGCCUAUGCAUGUUACAUGGAGGAAAACCAUUCAGGCAAUAUAGCACCAUUCUCACAAUCCAUAGGAAUUUAAUUUCCUUCUGUGCUUUGUACUCUCAUACUGUGACUAAAAAAAAGUAUGGCAAAGGUUCAUAGAUAAUGAAAUGCAUUGGGAGCAAAUGUAGAAGUUUGCCUUGAAUUGUCUAUUUAUCUGUAAGAACCAAAUACUUCAGUUAUAUUACACUGAUAGCCAAUAAGGAUGUACAGUACAGUAUUUCUAUCGGUAUCCUAACCCAUAAUAUGUGGGUUAAAUGUGACUCCAUAACUAUCCUACAAUUACAUUAAACACUAUUCUGGAAUAAAUAA